AUGAAAAUCUGCUUCGUCAAGUACCCGGGAAAAGCUACUCUGGUUAAACCGCCGGCCAUCGAAACUGCCGAACCGAAGGAGGAGUACCAAGAGGAGACGGAGGACAACGGAGACGAAGACGACGACGGUGACGACAGUAACAACGACAAAGUUAACGUCGUCAAUAUCGACGACAACAACAACGUCGACGACGUCGUUUGCAACGAACCGCUCCGCCGGACCAGCGACCAUAUGAAUUCGUACGAGGCGAGUUGGCAAGAGUGCCGGUUGAAGUGGUGUCUGCGUUCGCGGAGCAAAGACCGUGGAACGGCCGCCGGUUGGACCGAGGACGACGACGACGACAACUGUUGUUACGACGAAGGCGACGGCGGCGGAAGCAGUAGAGGUAGGACGGGCGCGAUGGUCGGUCGCAGGAACCCGUCGGAAAAAAGACAGGCGUGCAGCAGCGACAGCACGGGCAGCAGCCAGGAGGAACAGGACGCCGCGGCGCUGCAAGCGGCCUCGGCGUCUUCGCGCCGGCCAAAGGCCAAAGCGCUCAGUCGGGUGCAGAGCGUCCGACACGAGACUACCGCGCACCGGUACCGGACGCGGCAACGGGUGGCCGCGGAAAUGUUGGACGAACAACGGGCCGCCGCAGACGCGUCGGCCGCGGCGGCGCGCGAUCUCUGCCGAUCGUCCGCUGCCAAGAUCAAGAAGAGCCUGUCGUUCCGGAACCCGGCGCCCAAAAAGGUAGCCAUCACCGGCGGCGACCGUCUGCAGCUCCGGCCCGUCGCCGACGAAGACCGUCACCACGACAACAGCCGUCAACUGUACCAGCACAAUAAAAACCGCCACCACGACAACAACCACAAUCAUCACCACCACCAUCUUCACCAUCACGCGCAAUACCAGCACCACGACGACAGCCAACAACAACGGCUGCUGCAAAUGCCCGUGGCCGUGGCCGCGGUCGCUUCCGCGACAGCCGUCGCCGAUCCUUCGGUCGCGAUGACCGCUGCCGCCACCGCCGCCGCGGCAGUCGUCGACAACGGCGGCCAAGACAAUUUCGCCAUUCCUAGGCCCAAACUCAUAGUUCCUGUACACACGUAUGGUCUCAGAAAGCGCAGGACCGGCAACACGAUCUCAUCGAACCGGACCGCCAGCGACGUAAACGCCAGUUCCGCGUCCAGCACCGCCGCCUCCUCGUCCGGCAACUCGUCGAACACCGGCAGUGUCGACUCGAAAAAACACCACAACUCGUGUCCAGGUAAAAAUCCACAUCACCGUACUAAGUUUGCCCCUAAAAAGAGUAUUGUUUUUUUUUUUUUUUUAAUUUUUGUCCCUGACACUUUUAUAUAGGCGCCCUAUAGUUCUAAGCGUAUACUACAAACAUUACAACACGUUAAAAAACAAUCGAAUUAUCUGCGAACACGUAUAUUCGAACGGAAUAAUAAUUGAAUUAUUCUACACUCAGAUGGGAAACAAUAUGUGAAAAAAAAAAAAAAAGACGGACAUGCUCCGUAUGGUGGGCGGGCCACUGUUUGUGUAGGUGAGAAGUUGGGAAGGUAUAGUAUGUAGAGGGGAAUUUAAUUUGCGCGCAGCGAUAAACCGUCGUUAAGGAACAACGAUUCGGAUCGAAGUUAAUUUGUAUACAUAUACGUACGUUUUCCCGUUUUUCCCGAUUAAUAUGAAAACCUCGUGGAAAAUCAAAACUUCCCAAAGUAGUAACGCCCGGAUAAAAUUUCCUCUCGGGAAAUCGGAUCGAGAUUUCUGGUAGAAAAUUUGUUCGCGGAUAAAAACGAAUAAAAAAAAAAAAAUAUACUACAGAACAAACCGAUAACGUAUUGAAUUAAAACCCGCGGUUUGUACACCGAACCGCAUAAACAUUAAUUAUUGUCAAUACGCGUCAAAGGUUAUCGGAGAAAAUACGGGUUUCCCCCCCCCCCCCCGAGAGAGCUGAAACAAUCGCUGCAGAUUGAUCUUCGACCGUCGAGCACUUCAUAUACCGUAGUUUCAUCCUACGGUUGCGACGUUGUGCGGGAUUAAUAAAUCCCGAUCGAAACGGAUAAAAACGCGUGUGCAUAUACGAACGCGACGUGAAUUUCCGAGGGGGUAUGCCCAAAGCGGAUCUGGGAAGUCAUUCACGCCCGGGAAAAAAAUGCACGAAAACGCGUUCAACGAACUUCUUUUUCCUCUUUAUUUUCGUGGCUCGUUGAACUCACUUCUGUAUAAUAUUUAUGUGGCGCAGUUUUUUUCAAAUUCUAUUCCCAACAAGAGACUGACUCGUAAUCGUGCCCGUAUAACUCGCGGUUUACGUGUGCCAUAGUAACGUCAUGCCGCUCCCGGCGCAGGUCACUCUCCUGUAACAAACGCCGACUCUUUUCUUCGGAUUUCCCCCGGCAAACCGGCCGUUUGGAAUAUUUUGGUAAAAAGCGAACCCCCACCCGUUUGAGAAAUACUUACACUCACCUCCUUGGCGCUUACAUUGUACGGCAUGGCGGUUUUCGCGCCGGCGGAUAUUUCACAACGUGGUGUUGUUCCGGCGCGGCGCGCGUGCGGAAAACCGCUUUUUCCGCGCGCGCAAUUAUACGUUUCGACGCGGUGCCGGCGCGACGCGUGUUUCGACACGUUUCUAUUUUUCUUCUAAUUUUCGUCCCGGAUUCGUGUCACAGGUACAACAGACGGAACGGGGGCGAUUAUUACCCAGUUUAACGAGUGUAUAUUGCGUGUGUGGUUUUUUUUCCUACGCGGUGUUUAACACACGCCGAAACGAAAUUGAGCAAUUCCCGCGUUUGCCGUGUACGCGGACGGGCUCGCGACAUUUCCCGCGUAUCGCGGGAAAUUAUUGCUAUCUGUAUCUCGGGGAAAGAAGAAAAAAAAAAGAAAAAAAGGUACAUAACCGUUGCCGCGAUCGAUUUUUUCCGCGGCGUACCCUGUUGUUGUGGACGUACGGUCACAACACGCGCGUAGGUACGUACUUACAGACGAACCGAAAGUAUUCGGUCGAUUCGAAAUUCUCGCGCGCGCGCGACGCCGCGUCUCUCCGUUAUCGACUUGUCCGCGCGCGGUUUCCGAUGUCGUGUAUUGCGAACGGUCGAGAGGACGCGCGGCCGCCGUGUGAUAACCCGCGCGUGCCUUCUCUCGCAAUCGCGCGCGCACGACACGCGUCGAGCGACGACAGAUCAGUUCUGCGAUUGUUUGAACAAACCUAAUGUAUACCUGAUUGAAAUGUAGUGGACGCUGGCCGGUUGGUUCGGGUCAUUAUUUGCAAGCAGCGUUCACGGCCGCGGGUCCUUAGGGAAAGCAUUAUGAGGUUCGCGGCGAAAACAAAAACAAACACCGUAAUGACGGGAAAAAAUGACGUUUGAUUGUCUUGUCCGUCUUACGACGAGAACGCGUGACGGGCUCACAUUCGGAGUGUCCGUAAAGCACCAGUGAGGGAGGUCGAUGGGUACGUGAAUGAAAAGAGUAAUAAAAUAAAGUCGAGGAACGUUACUUCGGGGCGCGGCCGUUUUCCGCCUAAAACGAAAACGGUCCGACGAUUCCCGGUCCCGUCAGACAUCGUUUGGGAACCGUUGCGCCCAGAGUCACCUAACCAUACAGUAGUAAUGAUUCGUUACGGUCGACGAGUCAUUAGUGAAACGAGAUUAAAUUAGUUCUUUAAAAAAAAAAAAAAAUAUCGUGAUAUCCGUUAAACAACAUUUCGAAAGGCCGUGCUAAAAUUAAUAUCUAAUACAAGUAACGAUGAUACAAGUCGUCGCGUUCGAUAAUUAUUAUCACUAGUACAUAGGGGAAAAAUUGAAAGAAAAAAAAAAUCCGUAUAGAUGAACGAAACGAGACGCGUCCUACCGGUGUGUAAUUUCAUUGCGGGUGGAGGCUUUUUUUUUUUUUUUGUUGGUAAUUGCUUCUUCUUUUUAUCUUUUUUGUUCCAUAUAUUAUUAUUAAACUAUCGACUUAACGACAUUGAACUGUCACAGUACGGUACAUUAUACCGAUAAAAAUCAAAACCAAACUGGUAUCCAAAACCUUUUGGUUUCUGUUUUUCCGGCGGGGCACGGGAAUCGGCAGUGCUACUCCAAAAACGGUUGUAGGUAAGGAGGAUGCGAACAUUUUUUUUUUUCUACAAAUUUACUAUUCGACGUGUAUCGACGUGCAAACGACGGCCGGUAUAACGACGGAUAAUCACGGCGAUGAGGAGCCAUCCGUGGGUGCCGCGCGACAAUAUAUUCGAUUCGUCGACGGCACGGGUGACCGCGCGUUACCCGACGUGUCAUAAUUAACCUUCAAAACGGCGAAACUAACAAACGUAAAUACGUGCGCGCCUCUAUUAUUUCAGUCGGUUUUUUCUCCCUCCCCCCCAACCCCGGUAUAUAGGUAUACCGGGUGUGUUAAAAAAAUUAAUAAUAAAACCCGUAUUGUUACGCAACAACAACGCGGUUUUUAUUUCGUUUGCGAUACGGUGUACCGUAUAACGCGUAUACUUGUCGGCCGUAUACAUACGUAUAUAAGAACAAUCGAUAGAAAAAUCGCAUUUUUUUUUUCUCUCUAAUGUCGGGUGGCACGCACUUCAAUAAUAUUGUGCCGUAACGUUCCCCUCGGUUUUCCGGUUCGCGAAAGCCAAUGAAACACUCCGGCGGCCAGGAUUCAGGCGUGCCCCCAAAACGACGAGAAAAAACGUCCGAGAAACAGUUUUCCUCGUAGCACACUGUUUUCCGUCUGCCACUACACCGGUGUAACGCUGCACGCGGCGGUCGGCGACGAGAACGCAACACUCCGCCGGUGUACGGCCAGCAGCCAUUACAAUACGGAGCGGACCGCGAUGGUCGUGUUGUCGCGUUGUCCCGAUACAAUAAUAUCGUUCGGUUCGAUAACGGUUAUCUACACGCGUCAAUGUACAACCACUGAUAACGUACAAUAAACAUUCCGAUGUACAAUAUCAUAUUGUGUACUUAUCGAAUACAAUCCACACCAUCCAAUCGACGUGUUUAUGCGUAAUAAAUUGUCCGCUCCUGUAGAUAAGAUUACGCCGUACCCGCCGUAUUCAAUUAGCGUCGUCUACGCGAGAUAAUAAUAAUAAAAACGAUACCGUCAUUACACAGUCUCGAAAGAUCACACUCCGUCUACUACCGUGUCUCGUUCUCCGCUCUGACGGCAUAGUGAGAUCACGUGAAUCGCGACGCGUUCGGGUUGAAAUCGCGGUUGAAAAAUACGAAAUACGAAACGAUUUGAAGAGGAGAACAUUUCCGAGGGUUAUACGUAAAUUUCCCACUUACCCCUUUCCCGGAAAAAAAAAACAAUAAUAAUAACGAUAAUAACAUUACGAACGAGCCGUCGUAUAAUAUGUGUUUUACUUUUCUUCUUUUUUUUUUUUGUCUUUUUUUUAAACAGCCUUGGCGUCCUCUUAAUCUGCGGUGACGCCGCCCCCGUUUCUCGAUCGUCGAAAGAAAAACGUGCUUUGUUUAACGAUGAAAAUAACAAAAAAAAAAAAAAAAAAAAAAAAAAAAAAAUCCGAAAGGAUUUAUAAUAUUUAUUUUUUUACUCGCGCUAGAAACAUUGAAUAUAUUUACGCACACAAACGUAAUUUUAACGCGUGGCCGUAAACGAAACCCGUCUAAUUGUGUUUCGCGCGAUAUGCGAAAAUUAAAACGUGUGCGCACGUACGUAUUUUCGCAGUUAUCGACGAACUGUAAUUGAUGUGCAUCGUCGAAAAUUACGCGCUUCGAGGUGAAUUUCGUUUGUAUACUUUCGCUCGGCCGGGGAAAAAAAAAAAAAAAAAAAAAACCCGAGCAUUCUAGAAAAAUUAAUAUAAAAAGUGUAACCAUAAUCGAUCCGUACAUGUUGGGAGCCGGGGGAGGGGCGGAGGGUACACGCAUAGCAAGCAAUGCAAUAAUGCCAAUUGGGUCGGAAUAUUUUCGUUUCUCUCGCGCGCGGUGCGCGAUGACGAACGCUGACCAUAAAAAAACCGCGGCAGUAACGACAGCGACGACAUCGUGUGUAACGGGCGUACUAAUAUUUUACAAACAAUACCGCAGUCGAGUUCCUGUACGCAGCAAUAUGCGUUUUCGGUGAAAUCGUCUUCUUUUUUUUUUUUUUAAAAUUGUCGCUCCAAAAAAGAAAAAAAACGCGGCUCAAUUUCUUUUUUUUUUUUACAUUCGUUCGCGGGUUUCCGCACGAAUCGUGUUACAUUAAUUACUGUUACGUUUUAACUUUGACGCGUCGGGCACCGCGCACGGAGAACGUCGCAGACUUUUCGCUGUGCAUAAAUAAAAUCGUUAGAACGUUUUGCGAUUGCGCCUUUCUUUUAGAAGCCUCGCUCGGAUUUACUAUCGUAAGACGUUUGCCCAAAGGAAAUCCGACUGGGUCGGUACUUUAGGGAGGUCAGUUUUUUCGAUUUCCUCAAGAGUUUUCCCGAUAAAUGGGUUAAAAACCGCUGCGGGAAAACGUAUGAAAACCGGGAAAAUAAGAACAAUAUUAUGACGUAUACGUUUUUGACAAAGCAACACUAUCGACCGAACUCCGCUCAGGAUCGUUUUUUCGUUAGCAAUGGUUAACGUUGCUUACAGAUAAACCCUACAUUCCCAACUUCCCACCUACAACAGUGGCUGCACCCGUCCCCAUUUAUCCUAGGACGGCUUAUUCACGUUUUGUGUUUGUAAGCGAUUUUUCUACCUGGAAAUAUCUCACUCCAGUCAACAAUUUUGUAGAAACUUACUCGUAGCGUUUUCGAUCCGAUCGGUAUGUGGAAGAGGUCAUUUCUUUAAAUUUUUCUUCUGGUUUUCGUUAUAAAUGCGAAAACAGUGGCGAUUUUUCGUCGAUUUCUGGGUUAUCUCAUUGGCAACAAGGAAACGAAUACGAAUACUCUCUGCUCGAAAUCGUUUUUCGUUAGCGACCUUCCAUCGUCGCGUACAACAGGUGUAAUUAAAUUACACUGUAUGAAUCCGUUCUCCUUCCGACUCUCCGCCUAAAACAACGGCACGCCCGUUAGCGGUCUUUUUCGAAUACGGGAAUUUUACAAUUUUUUUUGAAAAUAUUUUGAAAAUACAAGUAAUAUUGUUAAUUAAAACUAAUCUAAUAGAAAAUAGAAAAAAAAAAAACAAUGAAAAUGAAAAUGUAAUCACAUAAAAUGCCCGGGCGUGUAAUCGCAAGAAUCGUUUGCGCUAUUAACACGGCCGAACAUUUUGCCGAUGUACACGAUGUACACGGACGUUAAUAAAUUGUCGGUCCCGGUCCGGUGAUAGCAAUAACCGUCUAAUUGGGUACGUUUUUAGUUGUAUAUACUCAUUGCAUAUAGCAGUAAUGCGCCGGGUUUGACCGAAAAAGGUCGAUGCACUACACAACACCCCGGUAAAAAAAAAAAAAAAAGCCGUCGUUAAUACCGCCUUGACACGCGGUGCGCGGGUAUUAACAACCGAACACGACGGCGAUUAUAGCGGAUUUAAAGAUCUAAACCAGUUUCGGGUAGGUAUUAUAGUUACUAAACACUGGUAGGCCACAAAAUUUACGAUGGCAAUACAAAACGAAUAAUAAAAAAAAAAAAAAAAACCAGGCGCUGAAUUUUUUUUUUUUUAUUCUUAUAUCACAUCAGUUCUAUCCUAUUUAUUUGAACGCUGUUAUCGUAAUUUAUUUUUUACUUCUUAUCACUAUGUCCUAUACCUAUAUAUAUAUAUAUAUAGUAAUAUAUUUCGUGUAGAACAAUAGAAAUCGUCACUUUGAUUAAGUUCGAACGUUAAAAAUAAAGCCUGGCCACCAGCCCAUUUAUUGUCUUAACGACGCAAUGCCAUUGUGUGAUCAGCAGUAAUAAUAAUAAUCGACGCCAUUUGAAAUUUAGGUUCCUUGCAAUAUAAUAGCGAAAACCUAUUAAUGUUUUAUGGAGAUUGUGAUUUUUUUUAACUAAAAUUAAUGGUCCAAAUACUUUCGCAUCGUACCUUGAAAAUAAAAAUCAGAACUUUUCACCCUGUGGCGUUUUACAAUAUUAUUCUAGAUUCCCGACAGUUUAUAUGAAUAAAAAUCGAGACAGCAAAUUGAACGAAGCCGUCGUUUUUAUAUCGGUUUUUUUCGUUAAAUUCUGGUUACAAAAAAACACGACUCCGCUCCUCAGAAUCGUUUUUUUAUUAUUAUUAUUAUUAUUUUUUUUUUUGUAUCACAAUGAUUUAUCGUUACUUUCAGUUUAUUAUGCACCAUACGGUUAUGAUAUAUUAUAAUAACCAACACCUUUUCAGCUUCCCACUUACAACGGUGACCCACGGAACCACCUACGCCGCUACGGCACGAUGUCUGGAUUUUUUUUUUGUUUCAACGCAAAAUCGAUUCGUAUUUUCUCGACACGGCAUUAUUACGACUGUUAAAACCGUCCAUAACCGCGUCGUCGUAAUAUUAGGCGCACCGCGUUCUUCAAUAACGUCGUCAAUAUUAUGUUGUAUAAUCGAACUGAAACGAAAAUUGACCGUUUUAGCGUUUCGUUAUUGUCACGGAUGUAUGGAUUUAUCGAGAAAUCGGGAUAUUUAUUAUAUCACUGUAGGAUAACCGUUUACUAAUGGCCGGUCUGCGAUACGAACCGUAAUAUUAUUCUCCAAAAAAAAAAAAAAAAUAAUUAGUUUAUAGGAGUUUCGUAUAUAUUCCGAUAGUCGAUAAGUGAUAUCACGACAAUAUCUUAUUAUUUUUUUUUCCCCUUGCGUUCGGCACCGGUUAACGACGAAAUUAUUGUUAUGUACCGGUCGUCGUUUUCUGACCACUGCACAGGGUUUGUCCACGCGAUCGAACGACCGUUUUGUGUUGACCUAGCGGAAAAGGGCGGGUUCUACGUGGGUUUUUUCGGGUAGACAACAAAAUGACGGUUUCGGUAUUUCCGUAGUCGGUAUUUGGACUACAUUAUUACACAAAUAUAAGUAAAACCGUUUCGAAAAUAUUAUUAUUAUCGAGCGUGUCGGAUGGACCGCGUAUAUUUUUAACGUUCAGACAUUCGGGUCAAGCCGAACGGUGAAAUAUGAUUCGGUUUUUUCGCGUCGAUUAAAAAGUGAAACUCGACGACGGUAGGAGGAAGAGGCGAAGUUUAAUCGCCCGUCGUUAUAAUCGCUACACGAUACGGUGACUUUGGAAAUGAUCGAAACCCUAAGAUUCGCCAUGCGGAGUAAGCAUCUACAUAGUCGUGCAUAUUAAGUGUUAUCGCUUUCAAUUCGGCUACAGCCGAGGGAAAUCGGAUUUUUUAGGCGUUUUUUCCACCGCGGCUGUGUUAACAAAACAACAAUAUUUGUUCGGGAAGAAAAAAACGAACCGUGCACCGAAUAAAAACUAAACAUCGCGGUCGGGUCGAAUCGUAUCGCUCCGUGCCGCUGAAAAACGUUCAGCGCGCGAUUAUUUGUAUUUUCACUCUCCUCGCUGCGGGCAAUUUCCGUUCCCGUUUCGCGUCGCCUAAAUCGCUGCGCGCCAAUACGAUUGCGUUGCGCGUUUUACAGAUUUACUAAGGGAUUUUCGCGGACACGAGUCGUGCCGGCUGUUGCGUUUGCAACGGUUCCGGGACCGAAAACUUAACGUUCCGAUAAACGCGCCACCGCUCUGAACCCCGCCGUCCACAGAAGACGAGGCUGCGUCGGUCGUCCGCUCGCCGAGGCCAGCAACGUUUUUCAGUGCCGACGCUACCCGAGACCGUCCCGCAGAUUAUACCGGACACCAAUGAUUGAGGUUAUGUUACGACUCAACAACGAACAAACACUCGCGUACCAGCGGUUGUUCAAUAGCUAAACGAGUGUUUAACCCUCGGCGAGUACGUUCCGAGCUAAAUCUGCCUCGAUAAACGACCGAUCGUUUAACAACGCCGCAUGCGGGCGAGGUUCGUCGGAUCAUUUAAAUUGUCACCGUCGAAAUCGAUUAUUUUCUUUCUUUCUUUUUUUUUUCUUUUUUUUUUUUCCCCCAUGAAAUAUCGCGGUUUAUAUAGGGUACAUACGUGCGCGUCGUUUAGGACGGUGUUUAUUUAGGCUUCUUAUGCGGUAUUUAGAUCACGUAUAGUUUUGGAGCCCGGAUUUUUAGACGAUAUUAUUUUGUGUUAUAAAACGGAGAUAUGAAUAAAAAUAAAAAAAUAAAAUAAAACCGUUUUCCGUACGUCGAUGGGUCACCGCAUUGUGGGCAGGAUUAUCACGGACGUUUCGGAUUUGUCAACUGUGCGGCGGCGUGCACACGAUGAAAGUGCAUUUUUUCGGAGUUUCGAAUGACUCAUAAUAUUGUGUACAACACGUAUAACGCGUGUGCGUAUGUGGUUUAUGAGCCCAAUAGUAUAACAACUGUAUUAUAAUAUUUAUAGUAGUGUAUCGACUGUGUUGUUGCUCGUCGAGGUUUUCACUCGUAUUAUUUGUGUGUGUGUUGCGGGUUUCCGAUUGUUCGAUUUUUUUUAUUUCUGCCUACCCGAAACCGUGUUUCCUUCGGGAAAAAAUAUUUUCGAUUUUAUUGCGAAUAUCGACAAAUAUAGGUGAAUAUAGGAAAAAACUCGCCGCGUGUGUAUGGCUGCGUGACUAAUUUUGUGCGCCGACUACAAGUAAGGCCGUUCGUGGUGUCAUUAGAAAGUGUUUUAACCUUGAUCUCUCUAUCCGUCGUCGUCACCCGCACCUGCAAUAAUAUAUGCGCCACUACACUGCGAAAUCUCCCAACAGUUGGACAAACGCCGCAUAUAAGUCUACCUACCUACCUAUUAUCAUCAUUGGUAUUAUUUAUCUCGCCGUUCGAUUUCGGUGUUACUUUGGCCUCUGGUCUUCCGUCUGGAUAUUAUAUACAUUAGAUUCUGAGCGUAGAUCAACGAGAACUUGUAUUGGUUAUAUUGGUUUUUUUUUUUUAACCAUCGCACCCGGAUUUUUUGUUUAACAAAUUUUCUACUGGAAAUCUCGCUCUGAUCGAUAAUUGUGUAAGCGCUUUGGUCGGUGCAUAUUGGGCAUGUCGUUUAUCGAUUUCCCUCGGGCAUAGAGUUUUCUAAAUAAACGGGUAAAAAACUGCAGGCAAAUUGUUUGUACGAUUUUUGUCGAUUUUCCUGUAUUUAUUCAUCGAUACCUCGGCAGUAUGGCGUUAUAAUUCAAUCGCUAUUUGUCUUUAGAAAAAAUAAAACAAGUAAUUUUUCUCACUUUUUAUUUAAUUUUUAAUUUUCCUUGUCGAAUAUAACCCCCGAAGAAAAACGUUCCGGUCAAUUGACUGGCAUACCGUUAAACGAAUGAAUUGUUUUUUUUUAUUUUUGUUUUUGUGGUCGAAAACGGUUGUUCGUGCGACCAGCGGCUGCUGUCAUCCGACGUUAUUUAUAUUUAUUCUGAUAGCACGUCGGUGUCGACAAUAUCAUAUAAUAAUACGCGUUUAUUUUAAUUAAAAGACAUCGGUAUACCUAAUUGAAUAAGUAUUUAUAAGUGGCGUUUCUACGGGGUUUUUUACGUGUCGUGUUUUUUUUUAUCCGCGAUGAUCACCGACGCUCCGUCGUAUUAUACGUGUCAACUGCCAACUGCGCGGACUUCCAUUUAUAACGCGAAGACGUUUUACGCUCAUUAGAAUAACUUUUUUAAAAACAAUUCUGCCACUAAAAAUGACCACUAGUUGAUAGUCCGUGUGUUCUGAAAUUCGUAUUAUGCGAUUAUGUGGCGUGGUUUCUUUUUAAAUCGCUAAACCCCGACGACAUGACCUUAUCACUCAUCGCCGCGGUCGGGGCGUCGCUUAUUAUUUUUGUAUUUAGUAAAAAAACCAAUGACGGUACCGUCACAAACUCCGAAACUAACGCCCCUUCGAUAUCGGUGGGUGCCGUCACUGAUAAAAUGAAAUGUCUUCUGUUCUCAACAGCUUGACGCAGUCCCUGCUGUAGUGCUAUUAUACGGACCUCCCUUCGGUCCCUGCCAUAUUACGGGGCAUCCUAUACUUGUACAUUUUCACGGAUCGUCCCGUUCGCGGGGGCCCUCGUUAACCGGAGUCUUUUGCACGUAAUUUUCGAUUCCGGUUCUAUUGUUUUUCCAUCUGUUCUCCGGACGUACGCAAUUCGAUUUCAAAUCGGAAUCCGUACAAUAACGCGGCACUUGUAUAGUUGAAUGUUAUCAGAAAUAAUAUGCGGUUUUUAUACUUACUGCAUACGAAUACAUUUGUGUAAUAUUUUUUAAUAGGUUUGUAUUCGCGUUGCAGUAACACCGCACGACGCGAUAUUACAUUGCCAUACGAUACUUAACCAUACAUACGAUGUCCUUGGAACUCUUCGCGUUAUUAUUUCGAUUUUAAUGUAUUUUUUUUUUUUUAUCCAAGGGCUUUUGGCUCAUCUAUCCAUAUCAUGUAUACUUUCGGUCGUCUCCUCGCUCGUCUCGUCUCUCCGUAGCCGGUACACUGUCAUUGUCCUUAACGCCCUUGUGACGCGGAUGCCUCAUCUCCGCGAAUGGCGUCAUCGCAUAUCGUCACUGUGAGCGCGCGCAACACGCGGAUAUACGAGUACAUCGUACCUAUAGGUACGGUAAUUAUUGUUAACCCUGUACAAUUCCUCGGGGUUAUUUUUAUUUAUUUUUUUUUUUUUUUUUGGUGCUUUUCCAAUAUUAAAUAUUUUUAAAAAAAAACUCGCGUACUGUCGGUUCGGUUUUUUUUUUUUUUUUAAAUAUUUAUAAUAUACAUAUACAUAUAUAUAUGUAUGCCCGGUCCGUAAUGAACAUCUCGGCGAUAACUCGGCGACCGGUCGAUUAGUUUCGUGAUUGUUACGUACUUUACGGCGCGCGUAUACGCAUACGUUGACGAUAAUUAGUCGUACAUUGUACACGCCACAGUACCGUACGUUGUUCUCGUGUAGAUUUAAAUCGCCAGUUACGUGAUGACAAAACGUAUCCUGUGCAUGUGUGCCGUUGUCGUCCGUCUCACCUCCCGCCCUCCCGCCCGCCGUCUGUGUGCGCGCGUUUUCGCUCUCUCUUCUUUUCACCUACACGCAUAACGCAAUUUAUAUUAUAUGCGUACGGGUGCACGAGUGACAUUGUGCUGCACAGGCUGCGAUAUCGUUUAUCGACGUUCGAAUGUGUAAUAUUAUAUGUUGUUACCGUAUACAGUUUUCCGGAGUGAAAUUGUUUCGAACGCGAAAUGCACCGCGCCGCGUGCGUAUACGCGGUAUUGCGUUUGUCGCGUGUUAUUGUAUUAUAUUUCUCCGUCUAACCCCCCCCCCCCCCCCCCCCCCCCCCCCCCCCCCNCCCCCCCCCGUCCCCCAUCUCCCUCCCCGGUUUUUGUGCGGAAAAAAAAAUAAAUAAAUACGAAUUAAAAAAAAAAACAUUAUUCGCUACACGUCUCAUCGUCCGCGAGAAUCGUCGAUACACAUAAUAUUGUUCAUUUAGAUUCGUUUUAGAUUUAUUAUUAUUAUUUAUUUUAUUUUUUUAUAGAUUUCUCUCUCGGUAUAGCGUCGUGCAUUAUAUUACACUUAAUACUUACUUACCUUUACGUACAUGUACGAGUAUACGUAUUAUAUGUUUUAUUGAAAACAAUAAUUGAGUUUGUCGCAAACGUGUUCUCGUCCGUUUUGUAAAAGAAACCGCAAUCGUAAAAUCCACAACACGGAUGAGUUGUAUACAAACUCAUUUAGAUUCGUUUUAGAUUUAUUAUUAUUAUUUUUUUUUUUUUUUUUUUUUUUAUAUCGGUUCCGAUUACGCGACGCCGCGGUCAACCGAACGGACUUUCUAAAUCGGAAAUCACGACGUCCCGUUGUCGGCAGAAAAACGAAUCGGACUUUGGCGAUUGCUCGGCGUUCUCGCGCCGCGGACCGUUGUAAUUCCCCGCGAACGUGCGAUUUCCGUACUCACGAAUUGUUCACUCCGCGUUUUCAGCAUUCGAAACAGCGGGACCGUUGACUAUAGUUCAGAGACCGGACCGAACCGUAGUGUCCAGCACUGACGGGGGGAGGCACGCGCCCCUAUCCUGGAUACGUCGCUGUACACGAACGCCGUGGUCCGUAAAACGUAUUACGCAGUCGUUGCAGAUGUGCGUGUUACACGGUUUUCGGCUGUAAGCAAAACGGCGUUCAUAGAAAUCCGCGCGUUUUGUUGCGUAUUGGGGGGGGGUUGACGUUCGAAACGGAAAUUGUGCAAUAUUAUUGUUAUAUAUCGCGAUUACAUACCGAUUUGCGAUAAAACGCGCGGUUCGCAUGGGCAACGGUGUGGACGAACGGUUCCGUUGGUUUUCGGUCCGGAGCGCGAAUAUUCGAAACCGACGCCGGCGGCGUGCGAGCGGCGGAGAGUAAAUUAUUAAUAAACGGCAUCCGCUCGGAGUUCCUGACCGAAAAAUGUAGAAAAAAAAAAAAAAACGUAUAAAAAAUAUUCGCCAUUAUGGUAAUACGCGUUACUCCUAUGCUGUUGUUGUUGUUGGUACUAGUCGCACAGCACAAUAAUAUUUAUCGUGUGCAGUAACGGUAUAUCGUAAGAUAAUGCGUGUAUAUUUACAUAUUGUAACAAUUUUUAAGUGAAAAAAAAAAUAUAAAACAGAACACAUUUCGCGAGUAAUUGCCGUUACGAAUUAUGAUUUUUUUUAUUUUUUUUUUUUUAUACGAAAUACAACUAAAACCGUAUUAAAAAUAAUAUAAUACGCGGUAUAUAUUUCGGGUGUUAUUUUUACUAUAUCUUAUGAUAAACAAUAUAUUAAUAUGUAUUAUUUUUUAACGCGAUAAAAACCGGUAACAGAUUCCCGUUUCUGUCGGUAUGCGCGUAUGAAAUAUGUAUAAUAUGAUGAUGGUGAUGAUGAUGAUGAUGAUGAUGAUAAUGCGCGUAAUAUACGAGUUUAAUGUACGAGUUCCGACCGAGUGCGAUUUAUUAUUAUUAUUAUUUUUUUUUUUUUUUUAAAUAAUUUUAUACCGCUCGCGUUUCGGCCGAGAUUAUCCCGGAUCGACAGUGCGCCGUUUUGCGGAACAGUAGUGAUGAUGAAAAAAAAAAAAAAAUGUAAAAAAAAAAAGCAAAGCGAAAACGUCGAAAAGUCCCACGCCGUUGACCGGUUGAAAAACUGUCCGCGACCGUUCGACAAAACCGAAAGCGCGUGUUGGGUUUUCGUGCCGCGCCGAGACCAUUUGCUUUCGGCGUUCGGUUUCGCCACGAUAUUAUACCGUCCAUUGUUAUUAUCAUAAUGCAAUAUUAUCGUAACGCGGUGUAAACAGAGUAUUAUCGUACAAAAAAGUUGAAAAAAAAAAAAUACAUGUAUAUACUAUACAUAUUAAAAUAAAGACACCGCGCGUCGACUCGCCGCGCAUAACCUAAAUAACUUUCGAGGAUUGCGAGCAUGUAAUACAUAUGAACGGGAAUAUUUACAUUUUAAACGAAAUUAUAUUUUUAAAAACGUGCCGUCGCGUCAUAAUAAUAUUAUAAUAUUAUUGUUUUGUUGAACGCUGCAAAACGGAUUUUUAAUAUUAUGAUUUUUUACGAUCAAGUUGUUUUAGUAUUAUUAUUAUUAGGUACUUUUCAUUCGCUUUUUGCUCGUGUGUAUAACAUACGAAACCACGGUGCCCGGCUCCCGUAUACGGUUGCCAAAAAUGUGCAAUUUCACUUUAGUGAAAUGCGCUGCGGUAACAUUGCAGUGUAUUAUUUUGUUUAAUAAUAAUAGAAUAAUAUCAUCGGUCCGAGGUCCCGGGGGGAAGACUCGAGUGAAUUUCUAUGUACGAGCGAAUUACAUUUUUUUUUUUUUUUUUUUUUGAGAAUCUCCGAACUACGAGCGACUAAACGGCCAAAACGUCGCUUUGCAAAGUAAAUGUGACUCGCGUAUGUUAUCACCGACAACACGUACGCCGGCGUCGUGGGAAAACGUUUCGGUUUUCGGUGUACGCGAGAAUCGCACGUCGAGAACCUUAACGCGAACUGCGUAGAACUCGCUUGAUUUUGAUUUUAGAGUAAAAGCACCCGAAAUACUGAAAGAAGACGAUAUUUCGGAGGGCAAUACGUUGCGUUUUUUCUUUUUUUGAAAUGCUACGUCCGUUCAAAAACGAUUUUCGUUUCUGAACGACGUAUUGAACGUUUUAUCUCCUUUUUUAACUCGCAUGCGCGUCCUGUUUAAUUCGGGAACACUACUGCUGCGGUCGGUCAACGCGAUCGGACGAAUCGUACGUAUAUUAUUGUUGUAAUAUUUUUCGACUAGUAAUUAUUAACACAGUCGUUUAUAACCGUGGCCUUUCGACGUCGUUAUCUGAAACUACUGUCGUACAUACAUUCGUGAGUCGCCCUGUAUAUUUUGUACGUAUAUGUACGUAAUAACAUUAUAAUACGAGACCUUUGACGCCGUACUCGUUAUCUAUACAGAGGGGAGGGGGCAUCGCGAUGCCCCUCUCCCGUUUCUCUUCUGUAAACGUUUUCUUUAAUUUUUUACAAAACGCGUUUGUAGGUUAGAUUAACAAUGUAUUUAAUUUCACGUCUGCGGUGUUUAUCGUAUUGUAUUGAUUGUGCGGUUAAUUACCCGAAAUAUCGCUAUUAUAUGCGUAGUAUAUAUUAUAAUGAUAUUGUCGAAUUUCUUCAGGGGUGCCUAAACGAAAAGAAUAAUAACGGCGUGUUCGAGAUAUCGGAUUGUGUUUCGAAAAUCGUAAUACUAAAACUCGGAAAUGUUCGUAUUUAACUUGCUACCGCCUCCUACUCUCCGUUUUAUCGUAUUAUCUAUAGGAUGGCCGUUCUUACAAUGCCCUGUAAAGUGAUUGCGUUAGCGCCGCCCGCGUUCAAUGUGCGUUUCUUUUCCGUUUGUUAAAAUCCUGAAACGUAAUCGGUGUUUGUUUUUUUUCCCAUAUCAAAAACGGAGACGGGACACGUUAAAUUCCCAGUUAGGUACACUUACAGGUAGCUGUUUUUUUUCUUUUAUUAUGGUAUCGUGUCCCGUGUACUAAUUUUUGUUCGACGCGAGUGUUGUUAUUUACCGCGAGAUAAAAUAUGUCGUCGGUGUUUACCUUGCUUUAUAUUAUAAUUAUAAUUAACGGCUGCUGACAUCGUGACGAUUUUUUUUUUUUUAGUCGGACAAUUGUUUAUAAAUAUGUAUGCUGUAUAAUAUUGCAGAGUGUAUUUUAAAUUCUGACUAAACAGUGUGGAGAUACGAAGUUACAACGAUAAUCGCAGUGAUGAUUAAAAAAAAAAAAAAUACUGUUUUCUGUAGAAAUUUUCCAAAAUGGCAUCCGUCGCUUAUAACAUUAUAAUAAUAAUAUUAUACUGAGAUUUUUUUUUUUUUUUUUUUUACUAUUAUUUAUAUUGCGCUUGAUAAGUAACUCAGUACUAAUUGUACUUCGUUAAAAAAAAAAAAAAAUUAUAUUUUUUAGUCGGUAUAUACAUAAUGUUUCAGUGCUAUUAUUAUUAUUUUUUAUUCUUAUCAGCUUGUCUAUCACAAUAUCGAUUAGAAAAGCGAAUGUAUAAAAUAUCGCAUCCUUGAAUUCGAAUCAUAAUAAAUGAUUCUUGUAAAUUGUAAAAUUAUCCAUGCGCAAUGAUAAAUAGAUUUCCUACAAGCGUUUUCUGGAACCUUGUAAACAUAUUAUUAUUGGAUGCAUAACUAACGAAUCUACAAUAUUUUAGUUUAUAUAGUUCCACUCGUAAUUUAAAAUACCUAUAGUUACCUAUGACGUCUUCGGUCCCAGGAAAUAGGGGCUCAAGUCAAAUUUUGUACUUCUUUUUUUGAAAUAUAAUUUUCCCUUGUGCACCUACCUUAUAUUUUGUUUCUCUCCAUUAGUUCGGUAUAAACGGGAUAAACGUACGUAUUUUGAAAAUCGAAUUCGCUCGAAAACUAUUAACAUUGUCCCCUAAUUGGGACCAAAGAUGUUUUGCUUGGUUAAAUUUCCAAUGUAGUUUUCGUUGAACCGUAUUUACUACCUAAUUUUCAAUAAAUAGCUAUAGUAAAUGCGCGUAAAAAGUACGAUCAUAGACAACAGCAAAAAAACCAACUAAAAUUAACAUACGUUUGUAAUUUUUUAUUGUAUUAUGUAUUCAUAUAAGAAUAUUGUAUAAGUUCUCGGCGUCCGACAUAUCGAUUCGUUUUGUACGGAUCUUCUGGUCGUGUGAACUCUUCGUAUUAUUCUUCUAUAGAUAAUAAUAAUAAUAAUAAUAUACGUAAUGUACUCGAUAAUAUCAAAACGAUCGAAUUAUCGCGAUUCGCUAAAUAAUUCCGCGCAAAAACGAUAUAAUAUUACGAUUCUAUGUACACGCAAUAUUAUGACCGUUUGUUUGCUUCACAAUAUUCACGAAUAACGUUUAUAGGUUUAUAACGCCGGUUAUAUACCUACAAUAAAACAUCAUGCGCGAUGGAAUAUUUUAUGAUUUUUUUUUUAUUUUUUUUUUUUUAUUGCAUAUACGUAUUCGCCCACCAGUUUGUGGGUUUGCACGUUUUUGCCCUAUGCCCUCCCCUAUGUACCUAUGCAUAAUAUACAUAAUAUUGAUACGCCUAAUAGGAACUCUAUUAAUUUUUAUUGUAUAUACCGUAUAUUUAUGUAUACACAUAUAUUUUUAUAGAAGUGUAAUUUGCACGUAAUGCGAAACCUUAUAACUAUACUAGUAAACGAGUAUAAUAUAGCAAGACGACCCGAAGUGAAAAUCCGGAUCGAUCAUUUUUUUUUUUUUUUAAAACUCCUUUUCUACCCCCCGCAACGCGCAUUCGUAUCGUCCGACUGUAUAUAUGUAUAAAUGCGACGGUUGUAUAAAGUGCAGUGCAUAAUAUAAUAAUAAUUUAUAUAUAUAUAUAUAUUUAUAACGUAACGUUUAACGAGUUUGUGCAAUCUAAUCGAAACCGUGACGACCGUAAUAAUAUUAUAAUGAAGACAAUCGAGAUUGGAUAAAAAAAAAAAAAUGAUAAUAAUAAUAAUCAAAAUUUAAUUGCGAACGGACGCGCUAAGACUGUAUUUUAGAUUUCAAGCGCAGCUGAGAAUAAUGUGUAUCGGUUCUGUACAAUGUCGUGUUCUUUUUUUUCCCUGCUGUCCGUAAACCACUUUUCUACUGGAAAUCUUGCUCAGAUCGACAAAAAAAAAAAAAAAAUGAUACAGAUAUUAACUCCAAGCAUCUUCCCCGACUUCUCACCUAUAUGCAGUAAAUAGCACGCCCGUCGUCGAGCCGUUAUUUUAUUCAAAUAUAAAAAAAAAAAAAAAAAAACCGAUCCGAAUAUAACGGGCGAACAAAAACAUGGGUCGACGAAAAAAAAAAAACAUCCCUCAAAUUUAUUUUCAACCGUCGCGAUCGUAGCGGCGAGACAUGGACGUAUAUACGCGUAUACGAGUGUUCCGAACGUAUCGUUUUUUUUUUCCUCCUACAGAAUGGAGUUAUAAUUAUGAUUACCACCUAUGUUACAACCUAUAUACAGCGUGUUCGCGUUUCCAGGUAAACACUAAGUAAUUCGACCGAAUGACCUUCGGUGUUGGAAAUCGAUUUUCGAAAGAUAAUAUAGGUAGAUACUGAUUUACACGUUUGAUGAUAAAUUCAAAUUCGUUUCAAGUGUGCGUAUUUAUUUUGUACUACUUACUGUUUUUUAACACUAGAUUCGAAUAAUAUUGUUUCCCCUCCCACUCCCCCGGGUCGACUUUGAUAAAUACAAUAUUUUUCGUUCAAAAACACUGAUUUUCGUCCAUUUAAAAAAAAAAAUCUAAAACACAUUAUUAUGUGUACACUAUUAUGUUAUGAUUAUCUUUACAAUCGUUUAACCCCCGUAGAACCGUAGUCGAAUUUCUUCACUUGUAAAGCCCCCAGAAACAGGAUCGAACGUUUCGAGCGUGUAUUUCAGUACCACCAAUAUCACCUGCAGAAAAUGGAACUCAAAUCCAAGGCCGUCCUGCCGAAAUAUUUAGUGGCGAUCGUUUAACGUAAUUCGACGAAAACAAAAGUAAAUUUAGUUUGCCGAUUCGGAUCUAAAUGAUAUAAUAAUAAUAUUGUAUACGAUUAUUAUUAUCGUGUGACCCAUAUUUUGUUUUCGACCAAGGCGUCCGUUUCGCGAUCGGACACCGUUGCUGUGUUUUGAAACUGCAACAGAAACGAACCUCAACUGGUCGCAGAGUGGUCUACGCUCAAGGUCUUUUUCUUUUUUUCUAUUUCUGAACGUCGUGGUCACCACCACCACCGACCUCAUAUUAUUAUUGUUAUUAUUAUACUUGGCGCAUAAUAUUUUCCUCCUUUCAGUUUGAUAAAAUAACACACAAGUACAACAAUAUAUACUACACCCAACGUUUUCCUUUGUCGUUAACGACCGCACGUUUUCUCGCUGAAAUCGUUCAAUUAUACCGGGCGUGUGACGUACCCAUAAUUAUAUUAUAAUAAACGCAUAGUAACGUGUUGCAGUCUAGUGGCUAUUCGUCAUUUUUCAUUCUUCUAAAGACACUAGCAAUAAUAUAAUAACAAUAAUAAAUAAAUAAAAGCCAAUUAGACUUAAACCUGUCCUUCUCUUAUCGCACGGUACGCCAAAACGAUGAUAAUAAAAUCCAAACGUUUUUCCAAAGUCUACAACGACGGUUACGUCGUUUGUUUACAAAUACUAUAUAUAUAUAUAUGUACAAGUAGGAACAACAAAUUUACUAUCGUUUAAUUGUUCGACGUUUUCAAACUUUUUUAGAUUUUUAAAAAAUAGUUUGCCAUAUGUGUGGCAAUAAUGUACGGCGAUUUCGGAUAAAAAAAAUAGAAAGUGAUGUAUUUUUAAUAAUUUUUAGAUUAUCUUUGUAACAAUAUUUUAUACUCUCCGUUAGCAAUCUAUAUUUAACUUGAAAUAAUUCUGCAUGCACCAUUUUUUUUUUCAUCGGUACAAUGUAGAUAUACAUAUUUAUUGUAAAACGAAAUAAAUUUCUAAACCGGGUUAUACAAAACGUGUUUUGAAAUAAUAAUAUUCCGAAAUUAUUUAACAUUCAAAAACAUCUGCAGUCGGUCAACGAUAUAAAAUCAACAUCAACCGUGUACGACGUACCUAUAUGUAUUUUUUGGUGUUGCAUAGAAUUUUCAUUGCGCAGUUCGAUAAAAAAAAAAAAAAUGAUUGAAAAUUGAAACUAUCAAAAGGUAAAUCCUUUAUAUACUUACAUCGCUCAUAUUUGUAUAUUUAAAAUUUUAUACUCGUCUUUAUUCGCUUUGACCGUGCAUAUACAAUGCCAGAAAAAAAAAUACUCGAAUUUGAGCUCAUUUGGUCCGGACGGAGCAGCUCUUUAAGUCUCCCAAAAUUAGCGGCGAAAGGAUAUUUAACGGCCGGCCUCAAUACAGCUAGUGCAUUAUAAUUUGAAAUUUUUUGGGUGAAAAUUCGAUAAUAGUUAGAUAAAAGAUUAAAGUUUAAGUUCAAAAGAUAAAAGAUUAUAAUAAUAAAAAUUAUUGCUAUUACGACAAAUUAAAAUCAUCUCGAUCCGCUACGCGUAUUGUACGGAUCAAUUACAUUUUACAUUCGCAUAUAUUAAAUAGUGCGUUCUAAUCAGUUUUGAUUUUUUCGUGAAGCGUCGUUUAAAUUAUAUGCCUACUAUUGGUUGACACAAUAAUAGGUACACGUAUUCUGUACGGUCGAUUUUGUCUCUAAUACCGCCACUAUUGUAACCUAUUUGAAUUAAUAAUUUUCGUUCGCGAAAAUACGUCAGUAUCGAUUAUAAUAAAAAUAAUUCGACACUUUAAUUCAAACGGGACUCGAUAAAAAUAAUAAUUAUUUGUGAACUAUGCGGGCAAUUAUAACAUGGUCGUCAACAACUGACAGUGCUUCGAACACGGCGCUCGUUUUUUUGUAGUUUGUUAUUUUCAAUCGUUAAACAUAAAAAAUGACACGCAGUGCGAUUUAAUGUUGUUUUUUUUUUGUUGGAAAUUUCUGUUUGUAUUCACAAACACAAAUAUUUCCAUAAUGCGUUUUAUAUUGGCGUUUUACAGGGGUACUAAACACACCUUUUUUUUCUUUUUUUCCUUUCUGAUCAAACACCGACGAAAACAUGCGACUCUGCGUUAUUCAGAUACCCAUUAUACCGCAGUUAGCCAUCGGCUAUUCGGAUAUAGGUAAUAUAUUCGACAGUACAAUGCGACGUGUACGCGUGCAAAUUCACAAAGUCACAGAGAAACGCGAUUUACGGAAUAAAAAUCUAGUUCCUCGACAUUUUUUUCGGUUAGGUCAUAGAAACGCCCUAUAUUUGACCGUCGUCCCACAGUUAUAUCGUUAUCGAAAAUAAUAAACAUAAUGUACUUAAACGUGUAUACUUGUAUGUCACUGAAAGGUAUUUAACAAAAUGAUAAAUUAUCUAUUUUUGUUUUCGACAAUUUCUGUAACCGUUAAUACUGGCAUUGUGUAUAAUUUUUCCUUCUUCGCAUACCUAAUAUUAUUUAAAAAAAAAAAAAACACGUUCUAUACGCAAUACAAAUAUAAUAAUCCGAUUAAAACGAUUAUGUUUACACAAUCGAUACAUUUUUUUUGUUCACUUAUUAUCGUAUAUUUUCGUUAAAAUUCUAAGUUUGACUCUAGUUUCAGAAAGAAAAAAAUCUACACACGUGCUCGUUUUAGAUUAACGUUGAAUUUCCAUUUUUUUUUUUUUUAAGCGAUUAUGUAUCUGUGUACAUACAAUUAAUUUUUAAUAAAUGGUGUAUUAUUAAAGAAAGGGUAAAAAAUACGAAUCAUAUUGAUUAAAUUAGCAGUGAUAAUAAUAUUUAAAAAUUAUUUCUAUAUGCAGAGCUAGUCUACGACUGGGACUUCCUGAGCUCGUGGAGUCUGGUGCUCGUGACUCUGUUUUACUUUUUCUUGUUAUCGUUAUUUUUUUUUUUUUAAAUUAAAUAUCGUAUACACGAUAUGUAUACGUCAUGUUAUAUCACCGUAUUCAAAGACAACCCGUUAUCGAAAUAAUUUAUCGAACUAUGCGUCAUUAUUUCACACGAUCCGGUACAGAAUUUCUUCUACUCUUAGUUGUCUCGCAACAAUCAGGUAAUGUUUUUUGAUGAUUAAUUCGUUUGCGCACUAUAAACUUCUUCUGCCCUACGCUCCCAUACUGACUACCAUAACAACGCCUAAUGGAAAUUUGUUGGGCAACGUGUCCGUCGUUAUUUUUUAUUCGAGAACGUCCCGACUCUCGUGUUUUGGCAACCCUGCGGUUUAUGCAGCCGCGGGUUAGCAGCAGCUUUCCGUGUACAAUAUUUGUUUUGUGUUUUUAACCAGUGAUAUCAACUAUUCUUACCUAACCGUAUAAUGUUAUUGUUGCUGUAUACGCGAUCAAAACCUACGCACACAUUGUGCAACGAUGUGCGUUUAAAUGAAAUCGCGAUAGUCCACGAGUAGCGAAUUAAAAAAAUUAUCGGCUAAAAAAAUUGUUGCGCGAAAACGAAAAUACAUUACCGAUUUAUUCGGAUAUCAAUUUAUAUACCUAGUCUUGUAAAGUCUUGUACAAUAUACAUAAAUCUAAGAAAAUUCGGUAAAAUUUAAACUAUAUACAUUAUACUGUAUAAUAACGUCUAAAUUAUUUAGUUUUUUGUGAAUUGGAAUUACGCGCCUAUAUCUUUCCGCACUCGGUUUUUGUUCUCCUUCAAAAUAUCUGGAAAUAUAAUAUCGUUCGUUUUUUUAUUAUUAUUAUUAUUGUUAUUUGCAAUACAAUUAUUGUAAAUAACCGAGGUGCAUAACUAAGUUGGGCGUGUGCCGCGUAUAAUAUAUUGCCAUACUGUACAAUAUACACGUAUAUAUAUAUGUAUAUUGACACGAAAACACAUUCGAACGUUUUUUGUUUCAUUAGAAUAAAAAAAAAAGUAAAAAUACUAUUACAUAUACCUAUGAUAUUUUUUUUUUUUUUUUAACCAAACGAAUAUAUUACAAUAAUAAUAACAUAACCUAUACUGCACUUUUUGUUGAGCAACUGUAUGUAACGAGUACACUUUUCUAAACGUGUGUUUAUACAAUUAUACAAUUAUACCGAAUAAUAUGCACGGUUUUCCGAACAAGAUUCUAGUGGAAAACACGAUGUUUUGUUUAAAAAAAAAAAAAAAACAACAACAACAAACACGCGAAAGUGUUAUAAAUCGAUCUCCAUAUAUUAAAAUGACAACCGCAGGUAAAGCGUUAAUUUGUUAUCAUUAAAUCGAAUCUGCUACUGGCGUCGCACAAUAAUAUUAUUAUAAUAUAUGCGUGUAGGUAUAUUAUAGUUUAUGUGUAACGUGUUUUUUUUUUUUUUUUGUACCGUGCCAUUUUUUUUUUUUUUCGAACCGUCGAUAUCGUUUACCGAUGACCCAGUAAUAAUAGUAACGUGUAUAUAUAGGUACAGACAUUGACGGAAGUGUAUCGCGCGUAUACAUCACGUCGCGCGUGUAUAUAAAUAUUGUGUUGUUUUUUUUCUUUUUCCUAUAUACAAUCGGAGUGAUCGUAGUCUGUAGUCUGAUGGGAGCUAAAAAAAAAAAAAUUAACACUAAGUCUCCUACUUCUCUCGUAUACUAUAUUAUGAUUGUACUCUUUUGACUCCGCAUUGUCCCCGAAAACGUUCGUUGAUUUAUCGCGUUUUCGAGAUUCUUUCGGGUUCCUCCUAUUUUUUUAUUAUUUUUUUUUUUAUAUAUAUACAUAUAUUAUUAUCGAGUCUGUGCGCCGCGCCGUCUCGUGCGAAAUUGCGCGGUUUCCAUCUCAUGGCGAUGAUCUCAGCCUUGAGUGAAUAUUAUUAUUGUUAUUGUUUUUUUUUUUUUUUUUUUUUUUUUUUCAUUUACCUACGAAAAACUGCGGCUCUGCGACCGGCGCGCGUCGUUUCAUUGUUCGGGGCACAGAGCGUCCGAUGCGUCGUGCGAAAAAGCCAACAAUAAUACGCAACAAUAUUAUAAAAAUGAUGAUGUAAACCCGGCGAGAUAUUUUAAAGGGCCUCGCAGCGUAACGACCCGGACGAUUCCGCCGAUUUUCGAAACCGAACCCUUUUGUCAGACAUUUCGUCUACGGGGGACUCUGCGGGAUAUUCGAUCGGACCCGCAGACGAGUGUCCGUUUUAUUUUCUCCGUGUCUACAGUGAUAAAAUAAACAGUAGACGGACGCGGCCCGUCAGACGUCGAAUUACGCGUUUAUAUUGCCGUACAUUCAUUCGGAACUGUCGAAAAGUCGUUUUCGAAAAAAUAAAAGCGUUAUUGUUGUUGAUUAUUAUUGUUACUAUGAUCGUUAUUGUUUUCGUCUCUCCGAAUAUUAUUGUGCGUGCGGCCCGAACCGGAAAACGCGUCGCGUCGUAUUAUUGCUGCAGCGUUUGACGAGCGCGCCUCGAUGUCGUCCGGCGAUUUCCCGAGCGUUUUUCAUUCGGAACGCGGGCGCCGCGAACCGACACGAUUAUUUGUUUACGUCCGUGUCGUGCCGUGUAUUCGAAUUACGCGAAAAAUAAGUCGGUCGCCGAAAUAACGCGAAAGUACCUUUUAUUGGUAUACACGCGUCGACACCGACAAAACGAACGCAAAUAUUAUAAUAAUGGAGUGUUAUUAUCGUUUUGGAUUUACAUCCUGUUGCAUGGUCGUCCGGUAUUAAUAGAGUGUGAAAAAACAAAAGAAAACGUAAAUUCAAAACAGAAUUAUGUUACCGAAACGACUACCGCACCCGUCGCAGCAGAAAUUUGAAAACAUUAGGACGUCUUCAAACGAAACUCAACGUUUCCGACUUUAAAUAUUAUAUAGAUUUCCGUCGGAUCCAGCGUUCAAUUCUAUCGAUUUUUCCCAGCGACAUUUCUGUUCUUAUUCUCCGCGGACUAGGCGCCUGUUGUAAUAUUUGUGAUAACGUAGAAAAGAAAAAAUGUCGACCGUAGGUAUUCCAUCGUAUUCCUGCAUUUAUAUCUAACGCGAUCUGAAUAUUUCGGUAUCCGACAACCUUCCAACGGGUCGGAUUUCGGGAGACGAGUUUACCGAUUUUUUGUGCGAUAUUAAGAUUUACACCCGACGCUGUCGUUCCGUUCUGAAAAUCGAAAAAUGACUUCCCUCCCUCCUCCCUAUUGACACUCGCGAUUUGUUACACGAAACACCGCGUGUGAUCGCGUGUCGUCAUCGAUAGGUCACGGAGGUUUACGAGUUUCUUUAAAAUAUUUAUACAAAUGCCUGCACGGGAUUUCGGUCUUUCGGACGACAUUAUCCUCGCUAUAUCUUUUCCCCUUAUCGAUCUCGGUCGAAAUUGGAUCACGGCCUUCGUUUUGUACAUAGUGCGUGUUAUUGUCGGCGCGGAAUAUAAUAGUAACCUCGUCGAAAUUCAAUCGAUUACGGUCGGAGAAAGUCGGUACAAAUUAAAUACCUAUUCAUUAUAAUAUUACGAAUAUUACGUAUCAAUCGUUAAUACGUACACGUACUGAAAUUUUACGGCACGUGGGCAGUGUAGUGCCGCGGCGAACAAUAAUAAUAUUAUAAUCUCAACGAGAUCGACUGCUGCCUGCCGAACGGGCGAAAUUGCAAUUAAUUUAACCGGAGUCCGUGAAAGAGCCCCCGCACAACCUCCGUGAGCGCCUCUGUUCCGUUAGCAGUCUGCACGUCAGGACCGAACUGAGAAGUACAAAUCCGUUUAGAUUAAAGUCCAGAAGUUCUCCGGCUCUUUUUUUUCGCGUAUCACUUAUACAUACGUAUAUAAUGGAUCUGUCACGUACCGCUUAUGGCUAAAUAAAUUGAACUAUUCAUAAUGUCCAUGUAUGCAUUUAUUUCAAAACGAUAAAAGCACGAGACAGUAAAAUACUAUACAAUACAAUUGACAUUAUAAAAAUUAAUAUAUAUAUAUAUAUAUAUAUAUAUGAUAGUAUUAGAUCCAUUAAAAACGUUUGUACAAAUCUGUACCCCGGAGGUAAAGGACACCAAAUAUCACAAAAUAAUUGUUUUACGGGAGAACAAAUUUUCGAUUGUUUUCAUCUGUAAAUUUGUUUUACUUCGUGAACCAAUAUAUGAAUCGCUCUACGAAACGUGUAAUAUUAUCGUUAUUGGUAUUCUUUACAAGAUAGAAACGUCAAUUUUAUUAAUUUCAAAAAAUAAUUAAAAUUAUUUUGUGGACAUGUGUUGUACAGUGUACACCCUUGGACACGUCCGUAUGGUUUUAUAUUCUAACGCCUUAUCUCCGUCACUUAUAUGAUAACUACUGGGCGCAUUAUCCUAUAUACCUUUACAUAGAGCGAAAAAUGCUCCACGACGACAUGGGGGCCAACUCAGUUUCAUUGAAAACGGACGUGGUGUCCUUUAUAACACCAUGCGGGCUACAAAAAUAUGCGUUGAUACAUUUUCCGAACUGCUACCGCUCGGCUUACCGCGUACCUCUGUGUCGCCUACCAUGUACCACCAGUGGUGCGCGUACCACAGUUUGAGAACCACCGGAUUAAACAAAUUAAUAUGUACACCGGAAUGGACGUUGCCAACUGAUACGCGCGAACGCAUAGAUUGCGAAGAAAGAUAAUUAUUGUAGCUUUGCACGAUAUUAUCGUUGUUUUUUCUGUUGAUAACAAUACGAUGUUGGCACUACUGGCGCAGCGAUUAACAAACGAUGUUUUAACCAACACGAAUCCGGCCGUGUUUUGCUCGGGUUGAUAGGGUUUCGGUAUCCUUUGAUAUUGUUUCCCUUAUUUCCUUUAUGUAUCACCGAAAACUGUAAUGCGGCGUGUACACGACUGUGUUUACAAAUACUUUAUUACUUAUCGGGUACCUAUAGACAACCGUGCGGCAAUAAGUAACCGUCGUUGCGGCGAUCGAGUGUUCGUACGGUUUUUUUUAUUCGUUUGUUUGUUUGGUUUCUGAAGGGGAGGGGUGGAACUCGGUCGAAAACGUGACCGUAUUAUAAUAACGGCGGAUGUCGCGUCUUCGGUCCACGUUUCGUGAUGUCUCGUGAAACUACAAUAUUAUGAAAACGUCACGUAUACACAGUUAUAGCGUAUUAUAUAUACAUUGGUUACAACCGUUGUUAUUUGCCCGAGUACGAAAAAAAAUUUUAAAAAAAAAAAAAAUCGAAAUUUAUAAUUACGUUAGUAUUCUCGUCGUCGUCAUCGUCAGCGUGAUAAUAAUAAUAAUAAUAAUAAUAAUAUGACGAUCUGAUGCCGAUGCGCGCGAAUACAAUACCGCAGACGAGUGUGUUAUCAAUCAUUUCGAGUGUCCGGCGGUUUUUUUCCGAGACUGCGGUGCAUCUACAUGUUCGUUAUUUAUAUUAUGUCUCGCCGUCGUUAUAUUGCCCGUGUGAGACGAAAAUAUUAUUGUUACCGUCGUCGUUGACGUUUUUAUUAAUUUCACCGGUUGAUAGAAUGAGGCGAAUGUAUAACGCGUUCUCCGGACAAUACUCUUGUUGCAGCCGCUAACUUCCGUUCAACCGGUAACGAGCUGUCAUAGCGCGUGUAGAGUUUGGAAGGAAAAAAAAACGCACUUCAAUGUUGUCGUCGAAGCUCCUGUGUAUCCCGUUGGGUGGAUACCUUUCGUUACGAAUUAGCUAUAGUAAUUCGGAAUUCGUAAUCACAUUUUAACCUUCCCCCCCCCUCCGAAACCGUGUUUUUAUUUCCCGAUGUCGGGAGGUGCUUUUUACCCCGACCAGUGGCCGUGCCCGGGAAUUUUCAACGGGAAGGGAUGUAGUAAAUAACAAUCUUUCUUACACCUAUCUGCCCUAUCUCGACGCGCGAAAAAAAAUUUAUAAUCGAAAACUUUUUUCCUUAUAACUCGGACGAAAUACAUAAUUUUAUGGUAAAAUUACCAAAUAAAUACUCGGUUUUAAUGUACUCUGGUACUCCUACAGAAACUUCAGACCGAUGCCAGUAUUGGCUAUUAAAAAAUAAAAAAAACACGGUUUCGGGAUGUUAAAACGGGAUUUUUAGAUUCCUAAUAUUAGAUUACGUAUUAUGUUAAGUAAUUCGUAACAUAUAAUUUCCUUGUCGAAAUUUUGAGGAUAAAGAAGCCUGUCGUCGUCUGUAUAAUAGUCGUUAUUAUUUUCAUUAACGUCUACUUUGUCGGCGAUUACGAACCAUAACCCAAUCGUAUUGCUCAACGACGCAAAGAAAAAAUAAAUAGAACCCGAAGGACAACCAAAAAACCGUAUCAUUCGCGAGUACUGUUUGUAUAUAAGUUAUUAUUAUUAAUUGCGUGUAUAUAAUUUGCUCCAUAUAACAUUUGGAAUAACCACAUCGAGUUGUGAACACGGACAAGUGGAUGGCAUCACCCCCUCCUCCAUCAACACUCACCUUAAUUGUCCGCAUGUUGAAUAGUCAUAAUAAAUUACACCCAAAUAAACAACUAUGCAAUUUAUGGUUUAAAAACAAUACUAAAACUACAAUAAGGGAAAUCAAAAAAAUUACCUCCGCAAUGCACCAACAAGAUAAAAAUAAUGCUAUCAAAAAUUUAGCUCCAGCAAAUUUUCCAAACUGAUAUUGCUUAAGUCCAAAUUUUCCACGAGUUCGUCAUCUAAUUUAAACAAUAAUAGUUCGCUGAAAAUUACUUACUAAAUUCUAACAAACUAUUCAAGUUAUCACCUUGAACUAGGCCACAUAGGCAUGAAUACUAUAGAUAUAGUCAAGUCUAUAUUUACAUGUUGUAUAGAUCGAAAUUAAAUUUGUUUGAAUUUUUUUUAAAAAUCAUAGUUUUAUUAAUGCGUUAAAAUAAUACGUAGACAUACAUAAAUUUGGAAUUGUUUCUUGGAAACAGGAAAAUAUUAAUUAUUUUUCGAUUUCAAGUUUAUCAACGCGUAUAAAAUAUAUGGAAAUACUAUUUUUUCGUUAUGCAAUGCUAUAACUAUUUGUUUACACAUAUAGUUUGAACAAAAUUUGAGAUCGUCGAGUUGCCGAUAUUCGGAAAGUUUGUCGUUUGAAGAUUUUAAAACUAUUUCGAUUUGCUUAAAACAGUGGCGGGGAAUUUCAGUUAUUUUAUCGUCGUAUAAAGUGACAUUACCCGAACGAUCUACGGGAACGGCAUUGUAUUGUUGUUUUGUAUAGUGUGAAUCGAUGUAUAGUGAUAAUCGACAGAUUAUCUCGUUUUAUUUAUUCGGCCCUUUCAUAGGGGAGUGACGGUACAUUAUUCGAUCGUUAUCUCCGGACAGUCGGUGAAUUUCGACGAUUUUACGAUUAAGGAAAAGAAAAAAAAAAAAACGUUCACAACGCCGCGUACGUAGACGUAAUAAUAUGUAAAGUGAAUUUUUACCCACCGAACGCAAUUCUUCGACCGCGUAAUAAUCGUAAUACCGUUAACAACAAAUAUUAUAUCAUAUAGGCAAUAAAAUCGAGCGGUCCGCCCUCCUCCGGAUAUUACGACGCGCCUAAUAUUUCACUAUUCCGGCGUGUGAUAGCGCCCCAGAAGAAAAACGCCAUUGCACGCCCUACACCCAAUGUAUAUGUUGUGCACUCGUAAUUAAUUGAAUAAUAAAAAAAAAAUCCUCCGACCGCGCGGGAUGUUCCAAUAUAAUAAUGUUGUAUAUACGUUUCUCGGGAUGAUCGGUGUUUCCGCUUACAACGGCAAUGACGCUGUUCCCCCCCCCCUCCUCUCUCCCUCCCUUGUUCCUAAAUAUCGUCGUCGUUUAGGCCCGGCCGCAACAACGGCCCGUCCGUGUUUUUCAUGGCUACGCCGUCGCGGCCGCGAUUUUCGACGGAAAAAAAAAACACAAAAAACACAAAAAAAACCGUCCGACAGCGCGUCAUUAUAAGGUACUUAUACGCCGCCGCACACGUUCUGCACAAAAACUCGUGAUACACACCACGCCAUACGCGCGAAACAAUAACAACAAAGCGCUGUCGUUUUCGUGUAACUUGUGAAAUCGCCGCUGCCGUGUCCUCGAUAAGUAAUAAUAAUAUUAGUGGAUUUAGUGAAAGUUGGGAAAACAUCGGGCAAAACGCCGACCGAUGUAUUAUAAAACCGUGCGCGCACGCGCGUGAACCGCAACACUGCAGUGGCGUCACUAGAAAAUCGCUUCUCCGGAUAGGAUCCGGCGUGUUUGCAGACGGGAAAAAAGACAAAACAUUUGUUUUUUUUUUUUUUUUUUCCGUCGAUAAUGAUGUCGAUUUUCUUAAUUCGUUGAGCCCGACUACGUACGCAAUGUAAACGCUCAACUCGGCCGAAAAAACUGUUUGCUUUGAUCGUGCGCUCCCCGACGACUGUCGAUCACAAAGGGGAUCAUACAAUUUGGUUAUUUAACGGUUUAGCUCGGUCAUUACGGGUCCUUUAUUUUCGAGCACGAAUUUGUAUUUUUUUUCACUCCGCGGAACGGACUUGCGGAUAGAUCGGAUCCGGAUAAAAAAAUAAUAAUAAUAAAAAAACCGUUUUAAUCGGUCAUAAAACAUUUGUUGAACGUUUUUAUUUUCGGAGAAAAGUCGCUUGGCCUGCCCGCGGCCCCGUCCGCGCCAUUGCAACAGUAUGAUAACAGGCGAUACGGAAUUUAAUAUUUUACUGUUGCCAUUUUUUUUCUCUGUCCUCUCUCCCGGCCCACUCACUAUUAUCGUGCCGUCCUCGUCGAGUUCGCAUGUUUCAACUUUUAGUCCGCGGAAAAAACAGAACGCGUUUAGAAUAUAUUUAUAUAAUAUUCGGUAUAUUAUUAUGUUUAUAUAUAUAUAUAUAUACACAUAUAAAGUCGAGUAUUAUUUUUCGACGUUUUACAUUUUAAUCACCGAGAAUUUUUUUUUUUUCCCAUAAUAAUACACCGUUCUUGACAGUUUUAUUAUUCCCAUAAUAAUAGGUAUGCCCGUGGACUGCGGCCACGUAAUUUGCGAGUUAAUGCAAUAUAAAUAAUAAUGUGUGUGUGUGUGUAGGUACACUGCAGGCUCUUGUAUAAUAUUUCUUUUAGGUACACACCAUCGUACAUUGGUGUACUGUACGUCAUAAUAUUAAUAAUAAUCCGUUUGGUUCGCGUGUGUCCGGGGCCCCGUGCACACUUAAAUAUUAUAAUAUCGAAUCUAAUAAUAACGUUUCAAACGAGAAUAUUUUUACUCGAUUACUUCCCCUGGUUCCCCCACACACACACACACACACUCACACCCCAUCCCGUCGCCACCCCGCCCCUCCGAGACGACGGCUACAACCCGUACCGGAACGAGGUUUCGCACGGGCGUACGCGUAUAAUAUAGUAAUAAUUAAAAAAAUAAAAUUCUCGCGCAAUAUUAUACGAGCGAACUCCUCCAGAAAUAUUACACCGUCGGUUACUGAUUUACCUAUAUUACCGCGAGCGGCGGUUAACCUUCGACGUCGGUAUUUUUUUUUUUUUUUUCUAAUCGUUAUGCAACUAUUAUAUUAACUUUGAGGAAAUAAUGUGUUUGUUAACUCAUUAUUUUACUAUUAUAACGCCUAGUUAACAAAUAUUGUUAUUAAGCACCCGUCAAGCGUUUGUAUUAUAUACCUACGUGUAACACGAUUACCUAACUCCCCGUAUACAGUUAAUCGAUUGUUUCCAUAAUACGAUAAUUAUUGUAUAGGUACGCGAGUACGGCCAUCGUUAUAAUAUUAUUGUUUGGCGAUAUUAUUAUUAUUAUUAUUAUUGUCGUUCGGAAUGUAAAGCCGCAGCCACAGAUCUUAUAAUUUUAACCGUUACGAAUUUUAUUUAAAAAAAAAAAAAAAACCCGAUGUUAUCUGAUAAUCGAAAGAAACGAAACAACGACAGAAAAAAAAACCGAUAAUUAUAAUAAUUGUCCUCCAUACACAAUAACGCGCAAUUAUUUGUACAUUGUCCCGUGAUUUACUGUUACACUGACUGUAUAAUAAUAUUAUUGCCGCGGCGUUUUGUUUCCGAUAAACCAGCAAUGUUCUAUAAUACAACAGGUCUCUUAACAUUGUGUUUUAUCAAUACCGAUGGAAUUUACACGUGGAAUUCAACCGAAUUUCCACAGCUGCUAGCAAUACGUACGUAUACCUGUACGCAAUAGUAUUGUUGUCCGGAACCGUUUAGGUGUGUAUUAUUAUAUUAUACGAGACUUGCGCGGCGAGAAUUAUGCAAUUUUCAUUACUAUUAUUAUUAUUAUUAUUAUUUUUUUUUUUUUUACGCGCAUUCCUCGUGGUAGUUUUUAUUGUUGCUGCGCGGGUUGACCGGCAAUGAUAUUAAACGCUAAAAUAUUAUAAUAUCAUAAUACCGCACGUGUGGACGUUGUGUGUUGUUGAUAUACUCGCAGAUAACGAUAUUAUAUAUCAUUAUAACGGUGAUAACGAAUGUGGCCCGGGGGGGGGUAAAUAUUUUUCCUAAUAUCGUUGCGACUCGACACUGUAUUAUAUUUCUUGUCGUCGCGCGGUGUUUUUGCGAAAUCGUCGGUUUGUUGCAUUACAGGGUCUAUAUAAUAUUACCUAUAUAGUAAUCGGAUAUAAGUAUAUCAGUACAUUACAUUGUCGUAGCGGAUAAAAACAAUAAUAUAUGCCGUUUGUUUCUUUUUUUUUUUCCCCGAAUACUCUGCCGGAAUACUACGGUUUAUUACUGUAUUCGUUUUUGUAUAUCUGCAUAAAAAAUGUUAGUAGUGUUCGAAAUUCGCACGACUAUUAUAAAAAACAGCGGUCGCUUUAUAUAAUGCGGUUUCCGACGUGCAUUUCGAGUGUUUAAAAAAUAUAUAGGAUAUUAACAGCGUUGUAUAUUCUAUUGUUAUACGCGUGUACGACUGGAAAAAAAAAAUCAACGUGUUAACGAGAAGGUACGUACACACACAAUAGUUCUUUGGUCCCGGGGAAGAAGGGCCAAAGUCGAUUUUUGGCAUUUUUUGUUUGUUUCGUAUGUUUGUAAACACAUAAUCUGUCUUACUUUCCUGUCUAAACGGCACUACCAGUGUACGUUUAUAUUCUAACACGUGCCACACCGAAAAUUAUAAUAUCUCGGGUCGCCGACAUGUACUGCAUAUUUGUUUGACGAAAAGGCACGUCACAAUAUUAUGUCACUUAAGCCACUUAGGGCGUCGUAUUUAGGUUAGACCGUUUAGCAAUUGAGCCACUUAGAAACGUUCAACGUUUGGUUUGCUCGUAUUGAAAACUAUACGAAAUUUACGCAAUAACGAGCCCCCUUCUCCCACUGGGCUAAAGAAUUCAUCUUUUUCUCGGCUUCAAUCGUCCGGAGACGUUCGGUUUGCCGCGGAUGUCCGCGCCUACUUUUCGUCGCUUAAUCCCUGUGUAUAAAUAAAACUUUUAAACUAUUAUCCUUAUAUUAUCUCCUCGUCUAUCGUCGGUAUGAUUGGUUUCGGUCCGCCUCUUCAAAUAUUUCGUCAAACUAUCGUAACGUUGCUGUAGAUUUCGUUCCUUCUGACCUUUAAUACUGCGUAUCAAACGCGUUCUCGUUUCAAUAAUAUAUCACAAUUGGUAUGCAUAUUUUCGAAGGUUUCUGUAUUGGAAAAAAAUGAAACGCAUAUUAUGAUUAUUAUUACUAUCAUAUAGCGUAAAAUUCGCAUUGACAGCAUACGGAAUAAACAAUGUAUACAAUACAACCACUAGAUCGAACAGUAGUUAAUGAAUAUAAUUAAAAAUAUAGUCAUAACAGUCAAACACGACAAUUUCUUGUCGUGUGUCAAGAAAAUAGCAAACACGUAUACGGAGAUCGGGUGCGAGUAGACACAGUUACAAUACAGUAGGUAAUUUAUAAGUAUGACAAAUAUCGAAUUUUACAAUUUUGACGUCCAUGUUUGAGAUCCGGUCGAUCAGCCACCGGCGUAGCCUGCAUGUGUAGACUUUUCGCACCCCCAAUGGAAAAAUCGCCUCGGGCGUGCUCUCCGAGGCAUAUUACGAUACAAUAUUAUCGUAAACUCUCUGAAAAUGUAUCCACCUUUAUUAUACGUUCUUAUCGCAUCGCGCAUUUUAAAACCAUACCUGUCUAUAAUUGAUUAAUAUUAUGUCUGUCCCGUACACAGAAUCCGUUGAAUAAAUCGAUAAUAAUAAUAUUCAUAAUAUGUAUAUAUUAUUACAAUUUUUCGCAAUAGUUGUUAAAACUGUACAGAAAAAAACAGCGAACGUACGUAUAGAGUGUGUGUGUGUGUGUGUACCACUGUAUUAGUGUACGCGCAUUAAAAAAAAAUUCGAUAAUAACUGUACAAUCAUUAUUAUUAUUAUUUUCAUAUAUCGAGCGUUGUAGUCGCGUUUAAAUCGUAAUAUCAUAAAUCAUUUUAAUGGAAUUUGAUAGGAAAAAAAAAAAAUAAAAUAUAUAUGUGUAUGUAUACUUACAUAUAUAUUAUUAUGCUCGUACUUAGUUUCCGUCGUGUGUAUACACAGUAACCGUCGUCGGAUAGUCGUCGUCGUCGUCGUCGUGCGUUAGUUUCUGCGUGUACAGUAGUAUAUUCAAAUAUUAUUCUUACAACAUAAAUCCUAUAUGAAUUCGCAUCGAGUAAAAUAAUAUCUUAUGUAACGAACGUACGGAUAUACGCGUAUUUAAAUAUUUAAUAUUAUAAUAUUUGUAUAGCGUCUCUCUCGAUAGAAAAAAAAAAAUAAUAAUAAUAAUAAAACCGACGGUUUCCUGCGGUCGCCCGGGCCGGGGCUCGAUUUCCACCGAUGCGGACUGCCGACGAGGUCAGUAAACGCUCGCAAAACAAUAAUAUAAUAUUACUCGUUUACACGCGUAGACGGUUGCAUUUUCUACUGCAGCGCAAUAAUUAUUUUUUAACCUCCCCCCCCCNCCCCCCCCCCCCCCCCCCCCCGAAAAACAAAAAACUACAAAUAUUAUUAUUAUUAUUAUUAUAUCAGCUACCUAUAUGGGUAUCGUACACGUUUUGCCCGCUCGUACACUUUGUGCAAUAUACACCGGGAUCAUUUGGGAUUUUCGCGACGGUGCUCGCUUUUGAGACGUUUUCACAAUAAACAAUUAACGAAUCGCGAUAAUUAACAUUUUGUAUGUACACGACAUAAACGCACGUACCUAUAUAAUAGUAAUAGCGCAUUGCGCCGGCAUCGGGCCACUGUUGUGCGGUGGGAAACUCGGUAUUAUAUUAUUAUUAUGGUUACUACGGUGUUAUAUCAUUAGAUCAUUUUUUUAUAUUUUUUUUUUAUGUAUGCAUAGAUCGUUGCGAGAAAAAACAACGAUUAUUCCGAGUGCAGGAGGUCGUUUAACUGCAGGUUUAAUUAAUACGUUUUUUUGUAUCCGUCUAAUAUAAUAUUACGAUAUGUUCGUAAACAUUUCAGAAUAACUACGCGGAGCUAUAUUUUUCUUCAGCCCCGGGGUAAAAAGGUCUAAAUCGUAUAAGUACAAUUUACCAAAGAAAAAAAAAACAUUUUCUAUUAGUUUGUUUGUUUUUUUUAAUGUGAAUUUGCUCUUUAGAAAUUAUGAAUACGAAAUUGACUUAAGACCUUCUUACCUGGGAUCAAAGUUUAUGGAUUUCGUCCGAAACCGGUGAUUGUUGUGAAAUUGUUGAAUUCGACAACGAUUGCGGCCUUUAUUAUAUUCUGGUGGGUGGCAGCGUUUACGUUUACGCCAUUGUCAUUGAGUAUUAUCACUCCGCUAUGUUGUUAUUAUGUAAAGUUUUUAUCGAUCGGUUUUAUAGUUAUGUUGUCCUGCAUUGAAUCACGUGUAUUGAAUACUAGUAGUCAUUCAGCGGAAUGGCAACCAAAAUCAUUGACCUCCCAGAUCACGUAGGAUUUUUUUUUUUCUGCUGGGUAACAUUAAAUCGCGAAUUUAUAAAAACAAAUAUCGAACCGCAGAACGUAAAUUACCGAACUGAUCGUGGAGCCACGCCCGACAUCGUUUUCCGUAUUCGAGUAAAUCGAAUAGGCAUCUCUGAAAUGGUUUUAAUAUCUGGAAAAAUUAAUUUUUAAUUUUUAAUUUUUUUUUAUUAUUAUCACGAACUAGCAAUUUUCGAAAGCAUUAUCGAUUAAUUGUAUAAAAAUAAAUAUGAAAUUUAAUGCGACUCGUCUCUACUAUAAAGUUUUAUGUCGGAUCAACAUUUCUAGAAAAAUAUUCUCUAGUCGAAUCUGCGUUCAAAAGGAAGAAGGGGGGGAGUCCAAUUUGAAAAAAACAAAGUAUAUAAUUAUUUAGAGUAUAUACGGGGAGCCGGGUAAAAUAUUAAAAAUUGUUUCAAAACAAUAAGCUUAAACAACGAUUAAAAAAAAAAAUCACCCUUUAUAUAGGUAAGACGCUUACAUUCGGAGAGUUUUCUAUACACGGGGGAUUAACCCCGACAAAGUGCGGGUCGCCGACAUCGAAAUCGUCGUCCGCAGGAACGCGUUUCCCCGUCUCUGAUCUCUGAACUAGUCGACCACGCAAUCGACGUUUCAACAAACGAUCGGUGAUCCCAGUCCAACCGCCGAUUUUAGUCGCGAAGUCUCAACAACAUAUAAAAAAAAAAAAACCCAAAAACCGAUUUCGGCGCGGUGCCCUCUCCCCCGUCCCGUCCCCAUCCCCCGCGCGGUGAAAAUCGUCUCGCGACGCGGCCGGCCGUGCCCCCCGCGCGCCCGGCGAAUCUUUCGAUUCGCGGCGUGAAGAACCGUUACGCCCGUUCCUUCACGCUCCCGAAUCGGACACGCGGCGGCCCGCCGCCGCGGUGCGCGUUUCGCGCGUACGACAAUAGAAUCCGAAAAUAAUGCCGUCGGGAUCGAUGACCUCUGCGGCGGCGGCGGCGGCGGUGGCGACGGCGGCCGAGGCACCGCCGUCGCGUCUCCUGCUCUCCUGUUUGUCGAUACGUAUAUUAUAAAUAAUAACACACACGUAUAAUGCGAUGAUGAUUUUACCCGUUCGAUUUAUCUUAUUGUAUGUGCGCGCGCGUGUGUGUGUGUACGCGUAUACGUAUAUACGUGCGAGCGUGUGGCGUUAUUAUUUGUAUUGUUCGUCAGGGCGACUACCGCUCCACAUUAUACGCGAAAUAAUAAUAAACCGGAGAGGACGUUAACUGCGGCGGAGAGUUCACGCAGCCCUCGUACGACGACUGCCACCGUCGCGUACACGGUCGUGUUACCGGUUGCCGCGCGUGUCGACUGCAGCGGCCAAUGUCUUUGGUCCCGGGGGAACAGCGGCCAGAGUGGAUUCCGCUCGAAUUUCGGCGAACGGACGGCCGUGGACGGUCCCUGUCUGUGCGCAAACGAACGGGCUCGAAUCGUACACGUUUUUGCCGCACGAAAACUGCGCUUCGUAUAUUGUAAUUGCAUUAGUCGAGCCCGGAUUGAGGAGAGGUUUUCGCCGCUGUAUAUUAUGUUCUUUAUGUACACCGUAUUAACUCUGUGCUUGGAUAUUUCUUUUCGUGUUUUUUUACGUGUAAUACGUGUACGCCGUUCGGAUCGAACGGCCGGAAGAGACGACAGUCGCAAAAGACGCGAUUGAGUUGAAUUAAACUCGUCUGAUUUACGCGUCGCGCGUAGAACCCGAGAAGAACUUAUGUCCCUAAAGUAUCGCAAACGCCAAAAAAAAAAAAAAAACAAUUUUAAAAAGAAUACACGAACACAAAGUCUUGUAUUAUUAUCAAUCUGUUAUGUAAUUACACAUUUACACGUAAAACAAUCAUGAACGUUCAAAAUAAAACCCGAAACCCCUGGUGCCUGGGGAAAAAAAAUGCUCAGAAAUUUAUUUCCCGACAAUAACGGCGUCAUCGUCGACAUCCGUUCGAAUCUGGCGACGAUGACAUGCGCACACGCAAUGUAGUCGUCGUCGUCGAUCGAUUCAUUAUUUUUGAUUUUUUUUUUCCGCGCGUUCCGGUCCGACCGUUACGGCAAUACUCGUGUAUUUAUUAUCACACGAUUCCGUGGUUUUUUUUCCCCUGUUAUUAUCACGCCGUCUUGUUUAUCGUCGGUCGCUCGCCGCCGUUCGAUGAAUCGUUCCGGUCCCGUCGCUCCGAUAUUUGUUUUUGUCGCGCGCGUCUGUUGUCCCAAUCGUGUAUGGAUUUUUUUUUUUUGUUAUUUUUUUCUCAGACACGGUUUUAGAUUCCGAGCUUAGCGAUUGCAUUGCCGUGAUGCGCGUAAGCCUUUUUCGUUUUAAUUUUCGCUCCCUCUGUGCGAACAUGGGAUUUUCGGCCAUCAGAAGCCAAUCGUCGUUCAUUCCGUGUUGAUGUGUCGAAACCGGACGAACACAACAGCAAGCGUACCCGUGCGUUUUCUGGACGUUGGUGUAGUUUCGAAAAUAUUUCGGCCCGGACGCCCGACGUGGUCGUCUAAAAUGCGCCGCCGGGGCGUAUACGCCGUGCGCAAGAGCUGUCCUCGCGCCGACCGUUAUAAAGUUCAAAUCUCGACGAGACUAUCGUAAACGUAAUGCGUUUUGCACGUGACCUGGUCGAAAAUCAAAUAAAAAGUUCCUUUUGAACAGUUCAGCGUAAAACGUUUGACCGGGGCGGAGCGCGUCAUCGUGUGUGUGUGUGUGUGUGUAUGUGUGUGUGCGGCGUCGUUUUUAGGAUCCGAUCCUUGCCGUUGAAAAUCCGGCGGCAGACUUAGUCCGACGUACCGGGUCUCCCGCUUCUCCGCUAAUGAAAAUAUCGGGUCCGGCGGGCUUCGAUAAGACAUUUUCAUUUAUUGGUGAUAAUUUUUCUUUUUUCACCGGCUGUGAGACCAGAGCUGAUAUUAUAAUAUUCUUGUUAAAAUCUCGUUAAUUAAAGAAAAAAAAAUAUACCAGAGCUCGAAAGACCAGAUGACAGCGUUUAAAAGUCGACGGAUUUUUACCCCGUGCAUUAACCACCGGACGAAUUCCGCUAGUGGAUUGGCUCCGCGGAAAUUAGCGGACUAUUGUUUUCACAUUAAUGGGCACGACUUAAGACCUAGUGGGUCAAAUCCGUCGAAAAGUGUAGGUUACCUAAUAAUAACGUAUUCGGAGGAUAUUUAGGUUCUUGUUUGUUUUUUUCGCAGACAUUACGGGGCCGAUUUUCGGGUCUUGUGGCUCCGAGAAAACGGCGUUCCAGUCGAUUUUGCAUAUGCAUAUCGUGUUUUCGGCGUAUACGAGCGGAUUUAAUUUCGAAAAUCGCUAUAAACAACAUCGUCCUAAUGAUAAAAUAUCGUUAAAUCGCGUAUAGUCGUUGAAACGGCCCGACGGCGUUUAGAUGCUGGCAAUGUUUUUUUUUUAAUGUUCGGCGUGGCAUGAUGGCGUUAAACACUUAUUAUGUCGUUAUAAGACCGAACAAAAUAAAAAUGGAAAUAAAUUGCGUAAUAAAAAAAAAUUCGACUCUGGCCCUUCUUCCUCCGUGGACUAAAGAUUCUGGACGCGAUAAAGCGAAAUUCGCUGUACGCACGUAUUUCAGGUCAAUUUGUUUUGCUCUUUUUUUUUUUUGUUUCUCACGUUUUCUUAAACCCUAUACUUUUACCCGUGUACACGAACCUGUAGCUGUAAUUUUUUUUACGUUCGAACCGACGGCAAUAAUUUUGAUUUAAACGACCCCGGUGCGUUAUUAUAUAAGAUUAACUUUUGUUGUAUAAUUAUUUAUAAUGAAAAUUCCCAUUAUUUAUGCGAAAUUUUUUUUUUUUACAUUCCGGGAUUAUUAUGAUUCCCUCGGAAUGUUUCUUCAUUUUUUUUUUUCAAAACCGUCAUCCUCGACCGGCUGAUUUAUAAUGUUAUUAUUAUCGCGCGCAACGAGAACGGCGAUUUUCUUCGCCCGUUUAUGCGAUUGUUUCGGAAGAUUUUAAGUGAAUCCGUUUCGUUUUUCAAUCAUUGUAAAUCGUUUGAACGUUGUUUACUGCAGUUUUCUGUUCUGCGUGCACUUGUACUCCCUACUCCGUGUACCUCAAACGAGUAUGAGCGUACUGCGCUUCAGAAUAGAAACGGUUUUUCAAAAAAUGUCAAUGUACGUAUUAUAACACUAAUACCGGAUUCGCCGUUAAUGUGUUAUAACCUUAAAGUACCUAAAAGUUAAAAAUAUACACAGGAGAAUUAGGGUAAAUAAUUAAAAUCGUAUCCGUUUUCAGAUAAUAAAGUAUUUCGUGUUCAACAAGGAGGUGUGAGGAGAGGUCGCUAUUUGAAAUUCUAAAUAGAGUUCAAAGACAAAUCAAAACUCUCAAAUUCGGUAACGUGUAAACUGCGCCCGAGUAAAAUAUCGAUUGCUGUACGUUUUUGCGAAAUAAAAUGUUGCGACGCGAAUUGUUCGGCCAUCGUGACUCGACUGAUGUCGAUAGACACUAUAGCAGUUUAUGUUAUUAUUAUUAUUAUUAUUAUUAUUAUUAUUUAAUAAACGGUCAAUAAGUCGUAUUAUUUACAAGCGAGGUGAUAUUUUCGCAAACCUGGCCUAACCUACCUGAGUUUUACCGGUUGUGGUUGAUUUUUACACAGUCACAUAAUAUUAUGGAUAUCGCGUACGUUAAUGUUUUCGCGAAUGUUGAAUAACGGGUUCGGACGGAGAAUCACCUCGAAUUGUAUAUUAUAAAACACCGUAAUAACUAAUAAUAAACCGGGCGCAGUUUACAUUAAUAUAAUACUUGUUUGACGCCGGACGAAAAUCCGAACGCAGUUUAAGCACGUCCAGAAUCGCCCUGUGUGUAUGCCCGCGAAUUAUCCGGCCCGUUAUGCCCGCGACACUGUAGAAUGGGCUGUGUCAAUAUUCAAAUAUACCGACCGGUCGCAUGCCACACGAACGCACGCACGCACGCACACACACACACACACACACACACACACGUUACGCGACCGAUUACGAACCAACGCGAAAACCGCCUCGGUGCACCUGCCCGUGACCUUUCGCCGUGUCGCCGUCUAUAUUUAUUAUUAUUUUUAUUGAUAAGAAAAAAAAAAAAAACCAAAAAACAACCUCAUAAUAUAUUAUUACGUUAUACGCGGCCGACCACGGUCCGUUCGCGGCGGUCGUUUCGUAACGUCAAAUCCGUAAAAGUAAAAGAAUAUUCCCGACCGCACUAGUGAAAUAUUAUCAUUCGUGUGCAUACCGCCGCGGUGCCCUAAUGAGCGCGGAUCUCACGCGGAGUGCGCGCGCACAAAACACGGACAUUGUAAUGUUGUUACGAUAUAAUAUUAUGAUACGAUAAAUCGCCGCGUGUUUACUACCCGUGUGAUAACAAAAUUAUACGCGUGUGUAUUGUUGUUGUGGCGCGUGUGUAACGUCGCGGUGUAGCUCGCACCUACACUACACGGGUGUAGUGUAGGCGGCGCGCGCUCCGCGGAUUUCGACAGCCGCGCGGCAGUAGUCCGUGUACAGCCGUAUUCGCCCUCGCUGCGGCGAUUACAGUAACAACAUACGUAUUGUUAUCGUCCAAUAUUCUCACCGCGAUAUUUACCGUUAUGUAUUGUAAUUAUUAUUGUUGCCGGUGUCGAAACAAUAAUACUAUUAUUACACCACGACGCGUAAAACAACAUUGCGGAGCGCAUCGGUGGCGAACCCGAGUGGUCGGGUGAGGAGGAUUUCGAGUCCGGACCCUCCGUAACGGGUAGUAAACCAUUUUGUAAACGCUUUUUAUUAUUACUGUAACGGUAUUAUCUGUCGGUUGCCAAUUUUACCGUGUAAUUGUAUAAUUAUUAGAGAACAAAUAUAGACGCCCCCCCUCCACCACUACCGUCCGGGUAAAAAAUUCCCGGGUACGCUACUGAUGCGCGAACCGGAAUCGGAAUCCGCGGAGCAGCUAUAUAGCGGACGGGGGGAUGUACCAGGAGGGAAGGAGGCGGUUUGAAAAAGUUUGUUCACGCCGCACAAGCCCGCGACGAGACGACAGUGCAAACGAAUGGAUAAAGCGGACGACGGUGGUGUAAUAUUAUUGCUGGAGACGGGAGAGAACGGAUCGCUGCUGAUUAGAACGGUUCAAUUAUUAUUGUCGUGUAGGUUUUUAUUUUUUUUUUUUUUUAUUAUUCAAUUUAAUAUUCUUUUUCGUCGUGUGGCAAUCGCGGUCCUCGAUUGUGUCCGCGCGGAGAGCGUGCGUCUUGGCCGUACAGCAACAGUAACGUGUAAUAAUUCGUAAACAGAUAUACAAUGCUCGUGAUAUUAUAACGUCACGUCGUCGUUAUUACUGUGUACGCGAUUACCCACCGGUUAUGUGUAACCCGUAUGGUUCGUAUAAUAAUACAAUGUACCACACAAUAUCACAAUACGUGUUAUUAUUGUACGGAGACGGUCGUGGUGUCUACUGUCUGCAUAUGUAAAAAAAUAAAUAUUUUCCGGCCCGGGGGGUAGGGGGCGAAGGAGAGAGUUCGCUCCGUUUUGAAUUGUUAGCGGGCGCGGGACCGUUUGUGGGAGUCUGCAGUAUGCGGGAUUGUUGUCGCGUGUAAUUCGCCGGGAAGAAAAUAAAACCGUCCUGAAAUCGAAACUAAUAGGUUUUUUUCUCCAAACCAUUUUUCGUUACGGCGCAAUGUGCGAAACAAUAAUAAUAUCGACGGCCGAGGCAGAGAGUGGAAUGUAAUAACAAUGUACGCGCGCGACGCGGUUUCACGAAUUUCCAAGCUAGUCGAAAUUUCACGGCCGGCAAAGAAAUCUCGAGGGUCCCGCCCGUCCCCUACAUACGCCGCUGUGCGGAGGUAUGCGCGCGGUUCACGCCGCAAGAAACGCACCCUUGUUCCUGACGACGACGCCCCUUGUCCAGUCGCAAUCGACACUCGACAGUAGCUAAACGACAGCAAUUGCAUACGAUUAUUCAGGAUAUUACAAAUAUUAAUGAACCGAGAAAACCCGUAAAGAUUCGUCUACGCUCGGUAUUAGAACGUGAAAAAGCCAAAAGAAAAGCAGCUCAUUGAUGUCUUCCGCCCCUCCCUCAAAAAAAAAAAAAAAUAACUGCACAGGGCCCGAGCCUACAGUCUAAGCGGGGGAAAACCGAUUUAUCCUCCGGCGGAGACGGACCGUCGGCGAAGUCGCCACCGACUCUGUGUUAUCCGUUAACGAGUAAACAUAACCGUGUACGCGAUUACGUGUCGUCCCGUACGCCACGCCACGGGGACCCGCGCUGCCGAACAAAUGUUCGCGAAACACGGUCAAUGACGGCCGACCCGGUGCGCGGUACACGCGAGUACCGUAAACCGUUUGGUAACAUUCAAAACUCGUUUCGUGCCACGUAAAUUAUACAAUCUUUGUCGCUUCCUUUUUCUUUCUUUUUUUCCCCCUACAAAAUGUUAUAGCCUCCGCGCAAUACGUGCCCGGCUUGUCUUCCUCUCCGUCUGUCUCCGCGACGACAUCAAACGACUCGAAUCCGUUUCGUCGCCGGUCGUAAAUUGUAUACCCGUUCGCCAUUUGACGACGUUAUACACGAACGUGUGUAUUUCUUAUGUACGAUAUUAUUGUUAUUGUAUCGCGGACGGCAAUUUCUCGUGUACACACGCACAGUGAAACCUCCGGACAGACGCAAACAGACUCUCCCCGCCCGGCCAAUAGGUAACCCGUCGAUUUCUGGUUUUGCGUAACGACGGAAAAUGAACGACAGUGUCGCCACCAACGUGCCUGUUUUCCGUUGUUCAGCGGAAACACGUAUACCCCGCGGUUCGGUUAAUAGCGAAAGGGCGAAUCAAACGAAAGCGGCUAAACAAAUCGGAAACAUUUAACAUUACGUGGGCUUUCGGAUGUUACGCAGCAAUGGCCGAUGGCCGACGAAAACAAUUUCUGCAUUGACGUGAUUCCGUUUGCGCGGGCAGUGAAAAGACGACGGCGACAAAUCGUUCACGACCGGACGAACCCGACAAACGACGGCGACGCGGCGACGUAUUCGUAACAUCGCCGUGAUGUCCCCGGCCGAGCUGUGCGCGCGGUUUGAGAUCCAACACGCCGUGUGGUCCGGACGACGAGCCCGGGCUGGGAUGGGGCGCUGCAAAUACUCGUCCGUCGGUCGGUGACGGCCGGGAUCCGGCGCGCGGCAGCUGCUAUCCGUUUUGAAUUGGCCGAAGUUGAAUUCCUGUCGCCGCCGCCGGGACGUACCGUAUUGUUACGACACGCCGGUGUCCACUUGUAUUUCGCCCAACUUUUCAUCGCGUAGCGUAUUAACGUGCGUAUCUGUUUCGAUGUGCGCUUCGAAAGAUUCGCGCCAGUACUAAAUUGUGCGCCGAAAUCCGUGUACGUGCCAAUCAAUGCACCCGCGGUGACUUCUCGACGGACGUUUCAUAUAUUAAAAAAAAAAAAAUACGAAAAAUCAAUAUUACAACGUUUGUCCGUGAACGCUGUCGUGUUUAAAUCGCGUUUGAAAAUGUGCUGCCCAUUUACGCUCGUAAUCGCGAAAAUUUGAAUACAAACCGAGUAAAAUAACCGAGGGCGUAACAUCACUCCGUCCUAUUGACCGCGUGUCGCGUGUUCAUUAGGACGUACUCGUAAUGUCGUGUAUUUUUCGCCGGUCAAAAAGUUUUUUGAAUAAACAACAAACGCUUACUGUUUCUCGAAACUAAUACGCGGAACAUUUAAAUACGUUUAUCGGUCAAUUAUCGCAAGCGUAGAUCGUGUCGUGCAGCAGCCAGCAGUCGGAUUAAUCUACGCGCGCACAAACAUAAUUAUGUUAUGAUGUCACUGAAAACUCAACGGUUACAGCUUACCAGCGUACACGCUCUGAUAAACGCCGUCGUCGCACGGCUAAUCGGCAUACGAUAAUAAUAGUUCCGUACACUAUAAACUCGUAAAACGUAUUCGAUUUGGUUUUUUUAUGCUGCGAUUAAAUGAAGAAAAAAAAUACGAAUUAGAAACCGUGUUGACAUGGCAAUAAUAUUGUGUUGUGACAAACGACGAGGCCCCGUAUACGGGAUUUAGUAAAACGGUUUUAAGAGCGUCCGCGUUGCCCCCACGGUGUUCCGUAUAGGCGCCGAGUGUGUGGCACACCUGAUUACCUAACUUGAUAACGUCGCGUUAUGUUUCUCGAGUUUGUUUACCGUGUUCGUGUCCUCGCGAGGAUCUAUAAGGAAAGCUCCACAUCCCACCCCCUCCGCUCCUGUCUAAUUAUAUCGCACAUAGCUCGAUCGUAUUGCGCAAUAUUAUAUUACGACGGUUUUACUGCGAAUACGAUCGUAUUAUCGAUAGAAAAUCGUUUUGUAAAACACGGACGGAUUAUUGCGAUGUCACGGCGGUUAAGUGUAACCGCCUUACGGCCGGACAACGUGUGUACAUAAUAGAAAACGCCAUAAAUAUAACGUCAAAUCAUAACUUUUUAUGAUGGUGAUUAUAACGUAACGAUUACAAUUUCUAGACGCGAGUCAUACGCAAAACUGACGGUUCCCCUUUCCCUUCCUCCCGUUUACCGGGCGAAGAAAACGGCACCCUUGUCGACAACGCUGUGCGGAAAAAGAUUCCGCAGCGGUUUUUUUUUUUUUGUUUUCCUGGAGUAGGUUUCUGGUGGGAAAAAAUAAUAACAACGGACAUAGUGGAACCAAUGCAUUCCUAUCGUUUCGCUCAAUACGAAAACUUACUUGAUCAAAUAGUUUUCGUCGGUUUUUCUAUACUGUUUUAUGUAUAGUAUAUAGGUACGAUCGGGGGCGACUCGAAGGAGGUAUAUUUGAAUCGCGCAAUUCACAAAAAAAAAAAAAAAAACGAGCGGGCGGGUCCGUGGGUGCCCGAGUGUUCGAAAAUAUAACAAAAAAUAUUAUGUUUUUACAAAUCAAAAGUCAUUAAAAGAAUGUCAGACUGCGGACAUUUAGAUAAGUUUGACGAAUUUUAUUGAAAUUUAACAAAUUAAAUAGGUGAUUUGGGGUAAAAAAAUACUUCGCGCCGCCACCGGGUACGAUUUUAUACUGCAGUUAUGCGACGAUCCGUUAGUUUGCCGGUGAUAGCCUUUUGUUGUGUUUUUUUUUUUUUUACUUUUCACUGUAAAAACCCGCGGAGCUGCUCGGAGGAUGGUCCCGGCCGUUUCGCAAAUUCCGCGUAAAACCUUGGCAACAAUUAAGUAUUAUUUCAGCCGGUCAAAUCAAAAACUAUAAUAUUAUUGAGUUCCUCGCGCGUAUACGACGACAAUGAGGCCAUUGCCGACCCGCGUCGUGUGUCGGCGUGUGUAGUUGACCGCAUCAGUCGAUCUAUUUUACAAAAUUGCACCUAUUACGCAUACGAGUGCAUUAUAUUUUAUGUAUUAUAGUAGUUACAUGUACUUUAUAGUGAUUUGAUAUCGUCUUCGUCACGUCGUCGUCAUACGAAAAAAAAAAAAACAGAAUUAGGUCAAACGCUGUUACAAAAUAUGCUAAAUAAAAUAGCACGUGUCGUUUUUUUUCCCUUUUUUUUCAGCAUUAUUAUUAUGGACACCUACUAUUGAGUACGGCGAAACACGUUUGGGCCACUAAUAAAACUGCAACCCGUUUGGACCCAUAAUUUUAAAUUUCUAUAAAGGCUCGUUAAAUAAACGUUCAGUUAAACUACGGAAACUAAUUUUUAAAUUAAGUAACAAGUAAAUUAUUUAGGUUUACAUACAUUGUCUGUGUAUUAAUUUAGUUUUAAAACAUAUCAAAAAUCCAGUUAUAUUAAAUAUAUACCUAUAACUUUAUAUCAUAGAUAUCCGUGUAUCGAUUUCUUAUAUACGAUAAGACAACACAGAUAAAAUACUAACGUUCAGUUAAACUAAAAUAAGGAAAAUUCUGAUCCGAACGGGUUGUGUUUCAGAAAAAUUGGUCCCAACGGGUUCUGCCCAUUGAGUAGGUAUCGAUAUCCGAUCACUGUUAUUAGGGUAUCUGUAUCCCUAUCUAUAUAUACAUGUUUUAGAUUCUAGAUAGAGUAGAGCGAGUUUUUGGUAUUGGUUUUACAAUAAUGUUUAUUUUAAUAGUUUUUUCUCUCUGAACAACUUUUCUACCAGCAAUUUCGCUCCGAUUGACAAACAUAGCACAUUUUCCGAAAGAAAAUCUGACUGUGGUGGUCAUUUUUCCAGGAGUUUUCCCAAUAAAUGGAAAAAACCUAGAAAAAACACUGAAAAAUACGUAGGAAAACAGGUACAAUAUGUUAUUAAAGAAAAUAUAUAAUGCAUAUGUAAUUAUAUUACCAUAAUACUAAGUAUAUAUUGUUGACAAAGCAACACUAUCAAUCGAACUCCGUUCAGAAUCGUUUUUUCAUUAGCAAUGGUUAAUCGUCGUGUACAGAUAUACAUUAAAUACAUUUUCGCUCUACUAUGCUUUCCCAACUUCUUACCUACAACAGUGACUUACCUACGUGUGAAAUAUGUCAGUCUUUUUUUUUUGUCCCUAUUCUGCUUUUUCAAUUGAAAUAAUUUACCUACGGUUAAGAGGAAGAUAAAAUACAGAGUAUAGUCACGUAUAUAUCACGAAAAUGUGAAAUAUUUCAAAGCAAAAUAAUCAAACCUUCGUGUUACACCAUGAUUAUAAAUUAAUCAUUACCGUUAUUGUAUACGAUAUUAUAAUAUUAAAAUUGCAUUUCCACGUUCAGAGUGUGUACGUCAAAUAAUUUAUUUUCUAAUUUUUAUUUAUAUGAAAAUAAAAAUGUAUUAACCCUAAAUAUUAAUAUGUUUUUAUUUUUUGUAUUUUCAGAGGGACGAGUGGAGGUGAGCAGAGAAAACAAAUAUUUAAGUACUAUGACCUCUGGAAAAGUUUUCGGAGAAUUGGCUAUUUUAUACAAUUGUAAACGUACCGCUACGAUUAAAGGUAAAUAUUAUGAUGUUGUUUUUUAUUGUUUUAGUUUUAUUAGAGCUUAUACAAAUAUCCGUGUAAAUGCGACUCCUGAGAAAAAAAAAUAAUUAUAGGAAACAAGUGUAUAGUUGAAACAGAAAGCUUAAAGUAGUCUUAACGUUUUUACUGACUCAUGAAUGAUGCCGGCUAGUCGUAAUUUCCAUCAGUACUAGACAAAUCAUUGUAUUGGUUUUUAAAUUCAUCUUAAAAACAAACUGCAUAUUGUUAAUAAAAAAAAAAUAAUAAUACAUUCGAUAUUAAUUGCUUCGAUGAUAUGCCUCACUUUGUACCAACAUCAUAUUUAAUUCCCCGCCUAAAUUAAUUCGUACUGUAUCGGACCGUUUUUUAAUUAAUAAACCGAUCUGUAUAUUGUUGGUUUGGGGUCGAAGUUCCUUCCGAAUGCAAACUAGAAAAUAUAAUCUAGUUAAAAAUAUAUUAAACAUAAAUGUUGUACACUCUGCAAAUCGGAAGUAUUAAUAUUUUUUUGUUAAAAUUUAAAAGGAAAAUAAAAAUCACGAUACCCUAGUAAUAUAAUACUGUAAUUAAAAUAUGUUUUGAUGAUUCGUAUUUAAAAUCAUAAAAUAUAAAUAUAUGUAAAAAAAAAAAGUACCAAUAAUACAAAAACAGUUGAUAUUGCAUCAUUUUUUUUCCAUCGAUUUUUAGUGCCUUAUAUGCAAAAUUUAUUUAUAAUCGUACACUUUUUUAUUUUUUAUAUAUAUAUAUCGCCAACCUGGGAAACUAACAAUUCGUAGAGUAUUUUUUAGGACUAUUAAUUUCAACGAUAUAUUUAAUUCGAAUUGUUGAACACGAUUAAAAUUUUGCGUUUUAAUAAAAUAAUAUUGUAUUACUCGUAUUAAUUAUUAAAUAUUCUCACUUUUAUUUUAUCUUUUUGUAACAAUUUCAAUUAUACACCUACUUAGAGAAUAAGUAUGUAUUGCAGUAUAAUAAAUAGGUACUUAUUGAAUUAAAUUUUUAUUAUUGCAGUAAUUGACGGAUUCUAAAAAAAAAAAAAAAAAUGUUUAAUUAAACAUAAGAAGGUGUUUUUCAUGGAUUAGAAUAUAAUUACCUACCUCUAUAAAACAUAAUAUUAUGUUUAAUGAGCAUAAUAGUUCUAUGCAUUAUUGCCAUAGAAAAUUAUGUAGUUAUCUAGUAUAUACUUGGCCACGAUUAUAUUCUAGAUUUCUUUAUACCUAAUAUGAAUCGAAUGUUAAAAUAUUUUAACUGUUCGAAAUAUCCGCCAUUGUUGUGUUAAGACUGCUUGCAAAAUUAAUACCAAUAACAAUUAUAAUACCACGUAUAUAUAUAUAUUUUUUUUCCACAUCGGAUUGUCGUAAUAUAUAUAUAUCAGUGUUUCCCAAAGGGGAGAAAUUCCUCCCCCGGAAGGAAUAUUCAGAUACUGGGUGAAAGGUAAUAUAUAGCGACGAUAAAAUGUAAGAGUAGAAUUAAAAACAACAAUUUCAUAUUUUCAAUUAAUGGGUGAAGGUAUGCGAUUUUUGAAAACCAAUAUACAAGGGAGGCGUAGAAUAAAAAAAAAAAAUUGGGAAACACUGAUAUAUAAUAUAUAUUAUAAUAUUGGUAUCAUCAGCGAUACUUUGAUUAUUAUUAUUAUGAAUUAUUAAACAUCUGAAUCAUCUGAUUAAUUGUUUUUAUUUUUUCUGUGUCGUUUGUUUUGAUCAUUAACCACACCAUUUAAAUUUAUUAUGAUGACGGACACAAAUCUACUAGUAUAGUCUUAGCGGUCCCAACCAUGUGGACUUGUGUUUUUCAUCAGUUCAGACCGCUGGUCGCAGUGACGUUUUAUAUUUACGCAUUUUUUUAUUGGUUACUAAUUGAUAAUAGAACGACAUUUCUCUUCCUCACUUUGUGUAAAAAAAAAAAAAAAAAAAAACUAUAUCAAUUGUUUAGUAUUGCGUUAAUAUUAUUAUUAUUAUUAUUUAUUUUUUUCAGCCGCUACGGACUGUAAGUUAUGGGCUAUCGAACGACAAUGUUUCCAAACUAUUAUGAUGAGGACUGGUCUUAUAAGACAAACGGAAUACACAGAUUUCCUCAAGAGGUGAAUUAUUACUGUUAUUAUAAUUGCGCUAUAACUAAAUUCCACUAGUACCCAUGCUGAAAUGUGUUUUUUUUUAAAACAUUGUAUUUUAUGCUUUCAGUGUUCCGAUUUUCAAAGACCUUCCGGAAGAAACUCUAAUAAAAAUUUCGGACGUUCUUGAAGAAGUAAACACACUAUACAUAUUACUCUAAGUUAAAUAAUUUUGAUUGUUUUAAUAUUAUUACACAAAAACGAAUUUUUCAGACUUUCUAUAAUGCUGGAGACUACAUAAUAAGACAAGGGGCUCGAGGUGAUACAUUCUUCAUUAUUAACAAAGGAAAGGUGAAUAAUAUUAUGUUUUAUUUUUAACAAUGUAUUACAUAUAUUAUAAUAUGUACUCUGAUAUAAAAAGUAUCGUAAAAUUACAUUUUGGUCAUGAAUUUUUUUCUAGGUAAAAGUGACCAUAAAACAAUCAAACAGCACUGAAGAAAAAUACAUCCGAACUCUACAGAAGGGUGAUUUCUUUGGCGAGAAAGCGUUACAAGGGUGUGUACCUAUUAUACAUAUGUAUAUAUAUUAGAUCAAUUUUCAUAAUUAAUUAAUUAAUAACAAUGUAUGUACUUGAAUGUACAUUGAAUUACAGCGAUGAUUUACGGACAGCAAACAUAAUUGCUUGCGAUCCUGAUGGUGUAUCCUGUUUAGUUAUUGACCGAGAAACAUUCAAUCAACUGAUAUCUGGACUGGAUGAAAUUCGUACCAGAUACAAGGAUGACGAUGUUUUGGAACGAAUGAGGUAAUUGAUAUAACUCUGUCAUCAUAUUAUCAUAAAAAAAAUUAUGAUAUUAUUUAUUAUAAUAAUAUUAUGAGUCAUUUAAAAUAUUUAAGGUUAGGAUGUAUGUUGUCAAAAUAUAUUUUAUCAAUCAUAUUUAAUUACAUUUACCUAAUAUUCACCAUUUUCACUUACAUGCAUUUGUCCUAGGCUCUUGGUAAGCUCAAGUACGAUUACGUGUAGUUGGUACAUUUUUUACUUUUGGUAUGAAAAUACCUAGUGUGAAAUUAUACAAAACUAAAAUUUUAUGCAUGUUGCAUGAAUUAUUUCUUCAUUAUAUUAUGAUCAAUCGUUUUUGUAAUUUUUUAAUGAAUAAAUUGUAGAUAGUAAAACUGCUGCAAACAUGUAGUUUUUGUAUAAUCCAAUAAUUGUUUAUUAUUACUUACCAGCUCUACAAACAAGGAAUUCCAGAACUUGAAACUUUCGGACCUCCAAGUUUUAGCCACAUUGGGUGUGGGCGGUUUCGGUCGUGUGGAACUUGUUCAAGUCAACCAGGAUACAACCAGAUCAUUUGCUUUAAAACAGAUGAAAAAGAGUCAAGUGAGCACUGCAAUAUUAUUUUUUUUAAAAAUUGAAAAGUUAGUGUAUUUCUCUAUACAUUUUAUAACUAAUAUCUCCUUUUACAGAUUGUUGAAACAAGGCAACAGCAACAUAUUAUGUCAGAAAAAGAAAUUAUGGGCGAAGCUAAUUGUGAAUUCAUAGUUAAGCUGUUCAAGACAUUUAAAGACCAAAAAUAUUUAUAUAUGCUGAUGGAGUCUUGUCUUGGAGGAGAAUUGUGGACUAUAUUAAGGUAAAUAAUACUAAAUAAAUGUUUUCUGUAUUGUGAUUCUCUUCCUUUUUUUUUAAAAAAACAUUUUUAAAAGUAGCAUUUUCAAAAAAAUUCAUUCAAAAACUGUAAUUAAAUGUUUGUUUCAAAAUAUUAAAAAUUCUAUAUGAGCAACUCGUUGGGGAUUCAAUUCGUAAUCUAGCUUUAAUGUGCAGACGGACCUCUUUCCCGUUUUUUAAUGAAAAUGUACAGACCUUUGCGCGUGGUUCAGCUAUAGAUCACGCACAAAUACUUAUUUUUAUUAUUAUAAGUUUAAAUUAAAUAUAGUGCAGAAAGUAUUUAAAAGAUAACAAAAUAUUUUAUGUGUCCAAUUAUUGACAAUAGUUUUUGAUGAGUUUUAUGUAAAUAAUAUGUACUAAGUGAGGGUGUAUAGAAGGUUCAAAUGGAUAUCUGAAGUAACAUAGAAUCUUUGUCAUUUUAUGACUAAUAGUUAAAUUUAAAAAUCUAUGUAGUAUCAUUUGAAGUAAAUGUAAUUCUUAUUUUAGAUUCUGAAUGGAACGAGGAACUUAUUGGUUUUACAAUGAUAUUUAUUUUUUAUUUUUUUUUUUUUAUGUGAACACUUUUUUACUAGAAAGCAUACUCUGAUUAUCAAAUAUAGCACCUUUUCUGAAAGAAAAUUUUCUAUGGGUGAUACUUUAAAGAGGUCAUUUUUUUAAAUUCUCAUUAAUAUUCAAGAUAAUAAAUAAACUUUGAUUUUUAAGUUAAAAAAUAUUGAAAGAUUAAAAGUAAGGUUGUCAUUGGCAACCGUUUUUAAUUAUUUUUUUGUUAUUAUUAAGUUUUAAUUAUUUUAAUCAUUUUACCAUAAUAUGACAUAUUACCAUAUAUUGUAUCACUGACAAAGCGACAUUAUCAACUGAACUCGGCUCAGAAUCUUUUUUUUUUUGUUAGCAAUAGUUUAUCGUUGCUUACAAAUACACGUUGAAUUCCCAUCUGUAGCCUACCUUCCAAACUUCCACCUACCACAGUGGCUGCACCCACGUGCACAGUAUGCUUGUCCUUUUUUAUUUAUAGAAUGUCUAGUUUAUAACCUUCAAUAUUCUUUCUUAAUAUAUAUUUAUCAUUAUAGUAUAUUUUAGCAUAUAACUAAUACUGUUUUUUUUAAUUACAGAGACAAAGGACAUUUUGAUGAUUCUACCACACGUUUCUACACUGGUUGUGUUGUUGAGGCCUUUGAUUAUUUACAUUCUCGCAAUAUAAUCUAUCGAGAUCUAAAACCUGAAAACUUGCUCUUGGACAUUAGUGGUUAUGUGAAAUUAGUUGAUUUUGGUUUUGCUAAAAAACUACACGUUAGUAUUUGUGAAAAUUAAUAAUAUAUUAUUUAUAUAAAUGAUAAGAAAAUUAACACAAAUUUAUUAUUAGAAUGGAAGAAAAACCUGGACCUUCUGUGGAACACCAGAAUAUGUUGCACCUGAAGUGAUUCUCAAUAGGGGACAUGAUAUAAGUGCUGAUUACUGGUCUUUGGGAGUACUUAUGUUUGAACUACUUACUGGUAUGCAACUUUAUUUAUUCAACUCAACAUUUUAUACUUACACCUGAAUAUUUGUUACUUCGAAUUAUUGAUAGCACCACAAAUCAAAUUGAAUUGAUGUUAACAUUUUAUUUUGCAUGCUAUUAAAUAUUUAAAUUGUUUUAGCUAAUAUCUUUGCUAUAUAUUAUAAAUGUUUAAUAAAUAUUUACAAGUUUUUAUGAAAUUAGCGUUGAACAUUGAAUGCAUUAAAUAAUAAAUUGUUUUCUUAGCAUAUUUUUAUAGUAGUUGCAAUAGAAUGAGAAUGCAUAAUAGUUAACAAUCUGUAUGUUUCUACAUUCAUCUAUGAUGAUAUUAGUAGCAUUAUUGGUGGUCCUUUUUCAAUAAGAAAUCCCUAAUGUAAUCUAUAAUGAUAACCUUCCGAGUUAAAAAGAUGUUUUGAAUGAUGUGAUCGAUUUGUUAUUAUUUUUUACUAUAAAUAUUACUUUAUAUUUGAUAAUAUCCGUAUCAAUUUCACAAAAAAUACCGGGAAUUAUGUUCCUUUAAAAUUUUAUUCUGUCACCACUGAUGUUAUUAGAAAAUACAAAAGAACAUACAACAUAUAUUAUUAUGAUGUAACUUUUUUUAAUAUUAUUGUUUUAAUUUUAGGUACACCGCCGUUCACUGGAGCAGAUCCGAUGAAAACUUAUAAUAUUAUUCUAAAAGGAAUAGAUGCAAUAGAAUUCCCGAGAAAUAUUACAAGAAAUGCUAGAGUUUUAAUUAAAAAAUUAUGCAGGUAUGUCUUCUAUAUUUAUAAUUUAAGAAAAAAACAAAAAACUAUGCAAAACAGAUGUUUUAAGUACUUACCUAUUAAUAAUUCAAAUAUUUUUAAAUUAUUUAACUAAUCAAAAUAAAUUAUGUGAAAUAAUUUGUAUUAACAAAAAAAAAAGCUGAUUUUAUUCUUAAUGUUUUAGAGAUAAUCCAGCUGAACGACUUACUGAAGUGCAAAAGCACAAGUAAGAUACAUAAUAUUAAAUAAAAUAAUUUAGAAAUUAAAAUGUAAUUCAAAUAAUUUUGUUUUUUUUAGGUGGUUUGAUGGUUUUAACUGGGAAGGUCUACGUAAUCGAAGUCUGACACCUCCUAUCUUGCCAAAGGUGCGUAGUGCUAUAGACACAAGCAAUUUCGACAAUUAUCCACCGGAUGCAGAUAGCCCACCACCAGACGACAAUUCAGGCUGGGAUAUAAAUUUCUAA
Messenger RNA from Cinara cedri, 54501 nucleotides. The record is from the annotation of a GenBank genome assembly. Lineage: Eukaryota; Metazoa; Arthropoda; Insecta; Hemiptera; Aphididae.